Pelobates cultripes (western spadefoot toad) is the source of this 71506-nucleotide messenger RNA. The record is from the annotation of a GenBank genome assembly. NCBI's taxonomy places the organism in Eukaryota, Metazoa, Chordata, Amphibia, Anura, Pelobatidae.
AUGAGCGAGGUUACCAAAGUCUCUAACUACACUUCCCGGCAUCCAUUGCGCGCACACAGUCGCAGAGCUCUGCCUGAGCUUGUUGUCCGCCUCGCCCAGCCGCUGGUGAUAAAGGUUCCUUCCCAUGCGCAGAGCGCUGUGUUUGUUUUUGUGAGGGUACAGCAGGCGGAGGAUCCGUGCACUGAUCCCGCGCUGGGCAUGGAGGAGGGGGAACCCCGGACUGGCUCCUCGGGGAGCUCCGGCUCCUUCUCCCGGGAAUUAGGCCGCGGCUUCGCAUACUACAAUAAGAACCUGGGCAGACUGCAUCAGAACCUUCGGGACACCAAGAGAUUCUUCAGGGACAUCAAGCACACUUACAGCGGGGUGCUCUGCGGACCGGACUGCGACCUCACUUGGGGAGGAGACCUAGGUAAGGGGACCAGGGAGAGGUGGGCUGGGGCAAGAGAAUGGCUGGGACUAUGGGCUAAACAUAUGAUGCACGACAGAACCAGGGGCUACAGUGUGAGAGCAGAAAGUUAUUAUUACAGUGUGAGAGCAGAAAGUUAUUAUUACAGUGUGAGAGCAGAAAGUUAUUAUUACAGUGUGAGAGCAGAAAGUUAUUAUUACAGUGUGAGAGCAGAAAGUUAUUAUUACAGUGUGUGAGAGCAGAAAGUUAUUAUUACAGUGUGUGAGAGCAGAAAGUUAUUACAGUGUGUGAGAGCAGAAAGUUAUUACAGUGUGUGAGAGCAGAAAGUUAUUACAGUGUGUGAGAGCAGACGGGUAUUACAGUGUGUGAGAGCAGACGGGUAUUACAGUGUGUGAGAGCAGACGGGUAUUACAGUGUGUGAGAGCAGACGGGUAUUACAGUGUGUGAGAGCAGACGGGUAUUACAGUGUGUGAGAGCAGACGGGUAUUACAGUGUGUGAGAGCAGACGGGUAUUACAGUGUGUGAGAGCAGACGGGUAUUACAGUGUGUGAGAGCAGGGUAUUACAGUGUGUGAGUACAGUGUGUGUAUUACAGUGUGUGAGCAGACAGGUGUAUUAGCAGUGUGUGAGAGCAGACGGGUAUUACAGUGUGUGAGAGCAGACGGGUAUUACAGUGUGUGAGAGCAGACGGGUAUUACAGUGUGUGAGAGCAGACGGGUAUUACAGUGUGUGAGAGCAGACGGGUAUUACAGUGUGUGAGAGCAGACGGGUAUUACAGUGUGUGAGAGCAGACGGGUAUUACAGUGUGUGAGAGCAGACGGGUAUUAAUACAGUGUGUGAGCAUAAAGGAAGGUAUUGGGAGCAACAGUGUGAGAGACUGGAAAGUUAAGAGCAAUAAUGUUUGAAUCGAUGGUUGCAGUGUUAAGGCUUGACUAUAGAGGGGAUAAGCCGUGUCUCUAAGAAAAAACUAAGGGGACAUUUACUGUGACAGGACAAUCCGCUUGCAGCAGAGCACACUGAGGAAGUUUAUGAUUAGUGUUACAUUUUUCAGAAAUCUGAGUUUCUGAAAAAUGUAUACUUGUGAUUUUAGGGUUGCAGCAAAGUUAGGCAUCUCUUUAGCAGCAGGAGAAAUAUUGAAAAAUCCAUUUGCAGUUUAAGUGUUAUGUCAGUUUUAAGUCUUUUUUUUUUUUUAUCAGAUAGAUUGCAUUUUGAAGAUAGAAAUGUUGCACAUUUGUUUGUGUGGCUGUUAUUGUGAAAUGAGUUACUGUAAAAGCUUGAGGAAUUCUGUAUUUGUAUUUAUUUUAUAACAAAAACGUAAUUUUAACCCGGCAGGUAAAAAGAACCUUAAAUUCUUAACCGUGUCCAGAGUCUUACAUUGCAGUUUAGAAAGUAGAAAUCCCUUCCAUAAUAGCCGCAUCCUCAAGAGAAAAAAAAAAAAGAAAGUAGCCAAACUGUAAUACGGGAUGAAAUAUCUGUUGUACCACAAAACAUGCUGUGCAUAAGACUAGGUGGAACAAAAUUAAAUCUCUGCAAAAAAAAGAACAUGCAUGUCAGUGUAGUGAUUUGGUGUGGGUUCUUGGAAUUGUAUAAAUGUAGGGUUAACUGUGUAGACAUGAACAUUUUAUGUAGAUGUUGGCAGCAGUUGAGGUCUUUCUAGAGUCUGGACUGAUGUGAUAAGACUGUGUAUUUGUGGUUUGUUGUCUGUGUAAACAUGGAAGCACUGCUAACAUAUCUGAUUAAGCAACAGUGGCUUUGUUGAUACUUUUUUUCUUCCCAUAUUUAAGUGUGAUCAGUUGCACACUAAAUUAUGUUUUUAUUUUAAAUCUGUGGUAUAGUCUCUAGAUAUAUGAUUGAUUUUAGCAGGGCCCCUUUCACCACUUGUUUGUGUGAAUUUUACUUUAAUUAUUAUUAUUAUUUUUUUUUUUUUUAAAUCUAAUUGUAAAGCAAUGCUGACCAUGUUGGCACUAUCUAAAUAAUAUUUGUGUUAAACUGCAUUAUCAUAUACAUGUUAUCUUAUACAUUGGCCUGGCAGGAGUAUAAUUAGCAAGAACCCAUAAAUGCGUUUGAGUGACAUGUUAGUUGCACUCAGUGACCGUAAUUUUGCUCUACAUCAAAAUGAGAAAUAUCUAACUAUCACCACCGCCUCUCUACUGUUUCUCUUUAAUGCUAUUCACUAAUUUUAGUUAAACGAUGGGCCUCCCCAAGCUGGUGCAUGUGAAGAACUUGGAUUAGGGGUUAAAAAUCUGUGGUAUUUGAGUUACACGUAGGCUGUAAAUCCUGUGCGUGUGAUGUUGGAUGUAAUAUGGUAGUUUUUGUUCAUUAGUAGUAAGUUUAAUAGGUCUGUAAUUGAAAGGUAGAAAUAGUUUCUUCUGGGUGUACUGUAAUACUUUAUUUUUAUUUUUUAUCCGCUAGACAUUAAAUAUAAGGGGUUUAGAAAUUUGCAAAAUUUAGGUCAAAAUCGAUUUCCUUUGCUUUGCUAUGGUAAAGAGAUUAGGUACUAUACUAUAUAAAGUUCAACCCAUGGAAUUGGUUACAGGAUUUGGAGUCCCCUGGCACUGUUCCUUUCUUCAGUGUUAAAGGGACACUAUAGUCACCAAAACAACUUUAGCUUAAUGAAACAGUUUUGGUGUAUAGAACAUGUCCCUGCAGUCUCACUGCUCAAUUUUCUGCCAUUUAGGAGUUAAAUGACUUUAUUUAUGAACCCUAGUCACAACUCCCUGCAUGUGACUGGCACAGCCUUACUAAACACUUCCUGUAAAGAGUCAUCUAAAGUUUAUCCUUUCUUUAUUGCAAGUUCUGUUUCAUUUAGAUUUUCUUAUCCCCUGCUAUGUUAAUAGCUUGCUAGACCCUGCAAAAGCCUCCUGUAUGUGAUUAAAGUUCAAUUUACAGAGCAAGAGAUAAAAUUGUUUAUGGCAAAUUACAUCUGAUUGAAAGUGAAACCAGUUUUUUUUUUUUUUUCAUUCAGGCUGUGUCAAUCAUAGCCAGGGGAGGUGAGGAAAGGGCUGCAUAAACAGAAACAAAGUGAUUUAACUCCUAAAUGGCAGUGAAUUGAGCAGUAACAUCUGAGAGGCAUGAUCUAUACACGAAAUCUGCUUCAUUAAGCUAAAGUUGUUUAGGUGACUAUAGUGUUCCUUUAAACCUUGUUUGAGCAGUUUAAAUGGAAACUAUAGUGCCAGGAAAACAAACUUGUUUUUGAUUGUGCACAUCCAGCUGUGGCUAGUCUAGUAGAUUUUCAAGUGCUGCCGUCUUAGAUACUUAAUGUUGGCAGCAGAUAGAGGACCAGGAAGCACUGGCUAUCUGUCAAAAACUGUAAGUGAAGCUGGUCCCUGGUCAAAACAAUGGUUCGGAGGAUAUCAUGGAGAAUUGAUUAACGGAUCCUUGGGCUCAUAGCCGAGGGAUUCAAAACGCGACAGGGCCAUUUUAAAACCAAAAAAAUUGUUUAACACUGAAUGGAGGAUGGGGCCAUGUGACUCCACACAUGGUAGCCAAUUCAAUGUAAUGAAGCAAUUACAGUGCCUCUAAUAUUUGAGAGUACAUGUGAUGUGGAUCAGCACUGAUUUUGAGCUAUCUUGUAACAUUGUAUGGUUGUGAUACAGACAAGCUCAUUAGACCUUUCAAAUCCAUAAACUAAUCUUCAUUCAGUAAACUGUAAUGGUGGAUAAUUUAAAACAAAAUUUCCAAUAUGGUAAAAUAGGAAAUGUGGGGAAUGUUUCCAGUUUAGCAACUUUGGCCUAAAAAAUUCAAUAAAUGUCACCAUGUGGACAAUUCAUGGUUUAGAGAGUUACCUAUGUCUGUUUCAUUUUGAUAAACUCAUUCAAGAAUAGGGCAGUGUAAAAGUGAAAAUCUGAUCUUUGCUAUACAGUCAUUAAAAUCCUGAGUGGUAUGCCAGUUUUAUAUUUUGAAUCAUUGAACAUUGAAUCUGGAGCUGGAAAGUUAAUAUAAGGUUUGCAAAUGUAAAUGCUUGGUUUGUUAUAUAUCAAAGGGAUAUUUUAGGCACCAUAACAACUUAAUCUAAAUUAAUUUAUGGUGUUAGGAGAACCCCAGGUGCACUCCCUCCAUCAGUGCCUAAAGUGGCACUGUCACUGUUUUGGGGACUUUGCCGAAUUCGCAAAGUCGACUGGGUUUGAAUUUCAGUGAAAUUUCAACAGUCCUAAUGAUUAUUUCAUACAGAUUCUAUCUUUAUGAAAUACUUAUUUUUUGGGGGAGUGGUGAUGUUACUGUACUGCUUUAAUCUGGUCUUGAGUGGUUUAACCCCAAAGCUGCAUCCAGUGUCGAUCCGAACUUCGCCCAGGUGGCUUCUGGAAUUUCAGUUUUAGGAAGUGUGGAGUGCUGCCAGACAGGGGUGCCGAUGAUUUACUAAGAGCGGUCAGCUGACGCUCUGUCAAUCUGUGACUCCCUAUUCACAAAGGUACAUUUCUUUUUCAAGCCAGGUCUGUGAAUGGGGCUGACUCUCAGCAAAUCAUGGGCACCCCUGCCUGGUGGCACUCUGCACCUCAUGAAACUGAUAUUUCUUAAGAUGUAUGACGCAUGGGGGAGGGAGGAGAGGGUGGGGGGAGUUGUGAUCGGCGCUGCAGGCAUCUUUGGCAUUAAUUUCUGUAGGGAAGAGUGUGUCUAGGGGCCUCCUGUCACCAUAGCAACCUAAUUUAGAUGAGGAUGUUAUGGUGCCCGGUGUACUACUUUAAUAAUACAUUGCAUUCAAAACCAGACUGCAAAAUUAAUACUAAAAUAGUCCAUCUGUGACUAUAGCUGUAUUUGUCGGCUGUAUUUGUUAUCAGUUUGUUGAGUGAAAAAACACUUGGUUUCACUUUUAUUGAAUUAUUAAAGACUGUAUAAUAUAUGUGUAGAGUAAAAACAACUGGUCUAGAAUGCUUAUAGUCCAAAGUUCAACUUGAGAUAAUCUUGUUGAUUUAUAUAACCCCUUACAAGAACAGAGGGCCUCGUUCACUAAAGGUUUAAUUUAAAUAUACUGCACAUUUUCAUAAUGAUUGACUCUCAUGGAUUUUUAUAUUCAGAAAGAGGAUUUGCUAAAAGUGAAAUUAAAAGUAUGUUGAGCUAGAUUUCUCAUAGGUUAGUGAUAUAUUAAAAAUUGAUAUGAUUUAUUUAAAGGGACACUCUCUAGGCCAGGCAUUGGCAACCUUUGGCACUCCAGAUGUUUUGGACUACACCUCCCAUGAUGCUUUGCCAGCAUUAUGGGGGAUGUAGUCCACAUCAUCUGGAGUGCUGAAGGUUGCCUAUCCCUGCUCUAGGCACGUCAGAUGUUGUGGACAACAUCUCUCCUGGUGAUUUGCCAGCAUUUAUGGCUAUUGCAGCAUUAUGGGAGAUGUAAUCCAAAUGGAGUGCAAAUGGUUGCCUAGCCCUCCUCUGGGCUGCAUAAUCACAUCAUCCUAAUCAAGUGACUAUAGUGAUUGAAUUCCCUACGUUCAGUGUUAAACAACUUUAAACAACAAUCUUUAAUGCAAAAUAUAGGUAUUUGGCAAUUUCAAAAGCGGAGACUACACAUCACACUACCACUUUAGCCAUACCACUUCAUACCAGCAAUGGGAGGUUGUGAUAGCGUAAGUGGGGCCCAUCAUUGCUUGAGCUACUGUGGCAGCAUUAGCCUAAGAAACAGAGGGGCUGGACUGCAGGCAGCCAGGAACCCUCAUACACUGUACAGAGGAAUGGAGCAAGGGAAGUCGAAGCACCAUAACCUCUCCAUGAAGUCAAGCUGUUAGUGUCCUUUGUAGAUGCCAUUCAAACACUAUAUCAAGUAUUCAGUACAGCAGUGCAAGCCUAUCAUAAUAUAAUGAAAACAAUUACACACUUUGGAUUUGGUGAGCAGGUGGAAAUGGAAAAUUAAAAAUAAUUAUGAACUGUAUACGAAUUGGUAAAAUCUCUUAUAACAAAUCUAUACAAUGUGAUGUCUGACGUGAACCUGUCCUUCACACAUGUGGAUAACAAGUUCACAUCUAGUUCGGUAAAUAUUACAUCGAUAUUGUACUGGUGAAAUCUCCAGCAAAUGGUAUUGGUUAAAUUAAUUUCUGAACUGGAUUUUGCUUUCUUAGGAACCCUCUGCACUGCAAAAAAAAAGAAACAAAUCACAGUUUAGUAGAUAUACCCUCAGUACAUGCAUUGUAUUCAUGAAGGAAAUGCAGCCUGUGUAAGCCCACCCCAUUUCACCCCCAAAUAUUUUCAGUCUCUUAAUGCAGGAAAUAACCUGAUUUUAGAAGCCUCUGACUCAGUCUGCUCAUAUGCAUCUGCUUUUGUGUGCAUGCACCUGGUCUGUGAGCAGCAUGGAGGAGGCGGCAGGUGCACUCAAGGGAGCUAACGGAAGGGAGCAAACCUCCCUGGCUGUUCCAUAGUUUAACUAUUAAAGUGCUGAUUUUUCACAUAAAAAUUUGCCAUUUUAUAAAUUGGAAACAAAAUGGGAUACUCCUCACUCAUAAAGCACUUCAGCUUGCUGUUGAGUGGUAAUUUAACACCUGCUUUCUGAACCUGUGGUGCAUGUGCCAAGUGCUGGCUGGACACCUAAAGGCCCCCCUACCUUGCCUUGCUAAGGCAAGGUAGGCACAUGCUUACCUGGACGGCAGGUGCCUACUCUGGCCAAACCGUGUCUGGCUGGAGGCUGUAGCCAGGUAGCAAUGGAGUUGUAAUCUCUGCACUAUACCAGUACUGCUCAGUCAAACACCCUAUGGUGAAAUUCGAAAUUCACUUUGAAUUCUCACUUUAGUGAAUAACCCUGUUAGUAUGGACGCUUAGAUAAGAGUCCCAGCAUACACUCAACCUGCCUCCAUAUGAGCCAAACUACAUUUGAAAUAAAAUUAUUGCCAUAUCAACCAAUUGUGUAUAAAUCCCCAUUAAAAAGGAAAAAAGUUUGUAUCCUUUUAAGAAAUAUUUGUAACUGCUCAGGAGAAUCCCUUUCUGGAUUUUUAAUUGUAUACAAAAGAAACAUCAACUUAAUUUGCAUUGAACUCUCUUAAUUAACAGAACAGCUCAGUGCUACUCAAACUUUCUUGCUCUAUGGUGCUCAGACCCAGUAUGUGGCAGAAAAAAACUUUUUUAAACUUGCCUUGUCAACUCAAACAUGAGGGACUACUUUGUCGUAAGUAUUUUUUUACUAUAUUUGGCAAAGCCUUAAGCUCCACCCUUUUGUCACAUUUUUCUGGCGUAAGAAAAAUUUAUAAGACCAAAGUAGUCCCAACUUUGUCUUCUGUUUGAAAGAGAAUGAGAUCAGAAAUAAAGAAAAUAACAGAUUCUGAAAGAGGAAACAAUGGGAGACAGAUAAGUUUGCAGUGAGAGCCACUUUAAGACUACUGUAUGGUGACAAACUACCAGAGUCUCUAUGCCAAAUAUACACUUCCGCAGUCUUCACUAUACUCGUACCUACAGCUGAAGUCCUACCUGUCCAAGGUGUACAGACAACACCCAGACUUAACUCACACAGUGACACUUACUAAAUGGGAACAAAUGUGUAUUAAUGAAAAACUCUCACUGCUUUGUAAACCGAUCUCCAUUGCCAUAACCCAAUAUCCGAACAUAACAAUAAGCAAUACAAUCGGAAGCAGACCUCCAUUGCAUGAUGACACCUAAAAAGUAGGAUACCAUAAUAUCCAACCCACUUUAAUUACUACGAUCAUCCUCCCACAUUGAACAACAUCGAAAAAUCCUUUACAGGUGGUACUUGGUGCCGACCAGAUUACAUAAAAUCUUCCCUUCCACCCCUCCAGAUUCUUGGAGCUGUCACGAAACAGAGGGCUCGAUACACCAUAUUCUGUGGAGCUGUCCACAGCUGAACCACUACUGGACUGAAGUCCACAAGCUAAUCCGGUUCCCUCCCCUUUACCCCAAGAAUAUGUCUGUUGUUGGGUCUCCCCCCAGGACAUAAGAAAAUGUACCUUACACAUUGACUUGACAGCACAGCAGCUAUUAGCAAGGAAGUGGAAGUCUCCUGUACCCCUCAAGAUAGAGGAACUACUUGGGGAAUUGCACAAGCAAUAUGCGAGACUUCAUAUAAGACCCUCUUCCCUCCUUCCACACUCUACGGGAAAACAUGGGAGCUCUGGCACACAUGGAGAUCUGGUAACUUAACAUGUCUCUAUUUUCACGAAUGCUCUCGGGUUCCAAACUCGAACCUAACUAUAUAAAAGCUAUCGUGGUACCAAGCAGAGGUCGAAACUUCACUACCCUACUGCUUUGUAUAAAAUGCACACUGCUGUUCAAUUAUACAUGUAUUGAUUUGUACCAAACAUGCAUCAGUACCCACUCCCUAUCGGUUUGAACCAAAAAAAGACUACUGUAAGGGGUGCUGCGUUCAUAGCAUGGCAACACAUUCUCCAAAAACAUUCUUCACCACUUAUUUCCAGGGGCUGAUCACCCCACAGCUGAACACCCCACAGCUGUGUUAAAAGUAUUGUCACUAAACAUUGUGUGCUGUACAACACUGGCCACUAUUUACAAUUGCUCAAAAUAAUGACCAUUUGUUGUACACAUUGCAUCUGACUGUCUCGACCACCAUUAGCCCUGUUUUAUUGCUGUGACUAUUAUAGGCCAUAGAUUGGUUUUAUGGAAUUUUUUUUAAAAUUAAAUGUGUAAAACAAAAAAUAAAAUAUUUAGUGCUGAUAGUGGUGUAUACCUCUCUCAGGCUCAGUAGAUGUUUAGGUAAGUUUUAUACACAUAACAUGCCAGGUCUGAUAAUCUUCAGAGCAGGCAAGUUUUAGUAGCACUAGGCUGCUCGAACAAUGAAAGUAUAAGGUGUUUUGUAUACAAUUUCUACAGAGUAUUCCAUUUUUGUAUAUAUCUCUAACUCUUUCUUUAAAUCGAUCCGUGGACUUUGGAAAUGUUGUUUCUUAAAUGGAUGCACAUUUUAAUUUUUUUACAUUUUAUUUUCAUGGAGUCUGUACUCUCUUCUGGUAAAAUGACUGUGAGCUAAUCGAAUCAAAGCUAUACUCUGUCUGAAUUCACCUGGAGGUUGGGCAACAGCUCUGAGUCAAAGUUUGCAGGCUUCUGCAUUGUCUGGUUUAGUCCAUAGGUUAGCAAUGUACCGAAUAACGUGUUGUUUUUUUUUUUGUGUGUGUUUUUUUUCUGCCUUCAUUCUCUCGCCAAGUCAGUGACCAUUGCCCUUUAGACAAGAAAAUGGUUGUUAAUUUAUAACAUUGUUUUGUGGAGAAUUUUCUGUAUCCUCCACUUUUUGUGUCUGAAUGUACAAAAUAGCACAACAUGCAGGGGUGUAUGUGUAUUAUUUAUUCCCCCUCCCCCUCUUGUGGAUAGUACCAAGAGUAUGAUAGCCUAAAGUUGAGAAAUGACUUGUAACAUACGCCUUUUAUCUAUCAAUGGCUAACCUUGACAUCUUGUUUUGGUUGACUGUUAUUGUAAAUGCAUUAAACAAACACAUGCAGUGUGAGAGAAAUACUGAAGAGGUUAAAGGUACAGCAAAUUUAUGAUAAAAUGUGUGUGUGUAUGUGUAUAUGUAUGUAUAUAUGUAUGUGUGUGUGUAUAUAUAUAUAUAUAUAUAUAUAUAUCUAUCUAUCUCUAUCUCUAUCUAUCUAUCUCAUCCAGUGGUACCCUGCACACACACUUUAAAGUAUCAGAAAAUGCCGGGUGCAAAAAAAACCAUAGCCAAAAAUUACAAAAAAUAUAUAGGAAAUAAGGCUUGCACUCACGGUCUGUAGUAAUGAUAAAAUAUUUCUUCUUUAUUGGAAUAUUCUUAAAACAUAUCUGUUAUCAUCAAAUCAUUUGUAUUGAACUGAUCCUGAUGAAAGCCACGAACGAUGGCUGAAACGUUGAUGAUAACAGAUAUGUUUUAAGAAUAUUCCAAUAAAGAAGAAAUAUUUUAUCAUUACUACAGACCGUGAGUGCAAGCCUUAUUUCCUAUAUUUUUUAUAUAUAUAUAUAUAUACACAUACAUACAUACAUACAUACAUACAUACAUACAUACAUACAUACAUACAUACAUACAUACAUUUUUAGUUCUACCAUACCCCUUUCUCUGUUUUUGCAUUGGCGCCUUACAAAAUGCCGUAUAUAUAUAAUGUCAUAUAUUGGCCAUAACUGGAUUGGUAAUACAAAAACAAGAGGAAAGAAACCCUGUCCUGAAUGGAGAUAGUUAAAACCAUAACUUUUAAUCACAAAAAAAAUCAGUAAAUAGUGUGUAAUGUAAAAACUUACUCUCAGAAAGCCCAUAUACAUAUAAAGGGAUUAUAGAGAGAUAGUAUGUGGAGUUAAAAAAAGUAUUAAAUUGGUUGACAUUGAUAGAAAUGUCACUGCAGACAGACAGAAUGAAAAUGUCGGUGUCUAGCUCUAAGUAUAGAGGUGUAAUUACUGCUAGAUGUGGCUGGAUAAAUCACUCGAAAAUGUAGCAGGGGAAAAAAAAGGUUCAAAUGAUGCAAUAUACAAUGACUGUAGCAACUUGUCUGUAACAAGUCCAGCACUGAUUGAAGUAGCAUGCACUACAGUGCUAGUCAUGAUAGAGCUAGACAGGAUAGAUUAUGUCAGUCUGACCGCUUGCUCCAAACCUUGCCUGAACUGUAGGCAAAGCUAGAGAAUCUAUUACUGCUACUUAGCGUUCAAGGAUUGAUUAGCAAAAUAAUUGGUAAUACAAUUGCUCUAAAAAUCUCAAAAUAUAUAAUCGAUCUCUAUCCUGUGAGCGUAAAGGUGGAAUAGUGGUUGAUGGGAGAUACAUCAGACCUGAUUUGCUAAACAGCAACCAGAGGAUUUUUCAGUUAAAUGCCCCAGGGAGAGAUGUUAAAGUUUGCAAUAUGCAUAGCUGAUGCUCUGCAAAACAUGGUAUGGGUCCCUGGGGCGGAGUAUUUGGAGAGCAGGGUGGGCCAAUGCUCCAACAGCACUAGUUGCUGUAUAACAGACCACAGUUUGGAUCUGAUUUUAAGAGUUAACUAAUUGGCACUCACCUGUAGCUACUCAAUUAGUAGACAGGCCUUUAAAAGAAGAGAGCAGCCUGCUGCAGAGUGAGGGAGAAAAAGACAGCUAGGAGAGAUUGUGUUUAUUGCAAAGACAUUGCUUUUGUUUGGAAAAUUGGUAAGUGGGAAAGCCACCCAAUUGCAGAUAGCAAUUACUGUCUAGUAAGAGCUCAAGUAAGAGCAAGGGAUUUUGUUUGUUUUUGUUAUUAUUUAAAGUACCUGCUUUCUUACUGAAUAAAAAGGAAAACUGAGCUGAAGGUGUCCUGGACUUUGUAUACCCUAGAAGGCUGUGGUUACUGCAAGAUCGGUGACAAUCCUACCUGUAAAAGAGGUGGUUUGUUACAAUCCGUAUUUGUCCAGUAGACAAGAUGCCAAAAUACCAGAGUAUUGCAGUAUGCAAUAUCCUGGUAUUUUGGCAUUUUUUUUUAUAAUGUAUAUUGGUUUAGGGAAGAGGGGGAAAUAAAUAAAAAUCCCACCCGCCCACCCCCCGGUGUCCUGCAGCAAACCUAUGAUUUAAAAAAUAACAUGCAAAGUUAAGAGGUAUUAUCUCUUUUUUAUAUAUAUAUUUUACUGUUCUCUGAAUUGACUAUAUUUGUGGAUUUUUUUUUAUUGUUUAACCCCUUAAGGACCAAACUUCUGGAAUAAAAGGGAAUCAUGACAUGUCACACAUGUCAUCUGUCCUUAAGGGGUUAAAAGCCUGACUGUAUAAUCUUUUAUACUCGGAAACCAACCACUAUUUAGAUGAGAUCCCUCUUUUUUUAACUUUGCAUGUUUUGUUUGAGAUCAGAGGUUUGCUGCAGGACACUCUUCGCUAAACUACUCGGGUUCAUUGAAAUCUAUUAGGUGUUCCCUUGCAUGAAUGCCACUGGGACUGUAAAACUCCCGAUUACUUUCCCAAUGUGGUCCUGCAUUAAAUUAAAGGUCACCUUAUAUUUUUAGGAUCACAACUACUGAAGUAGUUUGCUGAAAUGUCAGCUGCAAACUAUCUGUAAGUUUUGCAUUUUUAAAUGUUCAAUUUUCUUAGAUUUUGAUACAUGCUUCAUGUGUUGAAAUUAUUGCAAACACCUAGGAUAAAUAUACUUUAAGACUGUGAGUUAAUUGAAAUGAAACAAUCCCUGGAUUUAUUAGGCGGCUAUUUCAGUUUUGAAGCUAAUUUCGAGAUGAAUUAUUUUUUUAUGUUUUCUUCUUGCUCAAUUACAUUGCCAUAGAAUUACAAAGCUCUAAUCUCCAAGCUUAACAUGUUAUUGAGAGUAAAAAGCAACUGUGAUGGAUGUUAACAUGGGUGUGUACAUUGUUGGAGCUGCUUAAAUUAUUUAUUUUUCCUCUUAAUAGGCACAUUGUUAAAAAUCCAGCUUUCAUCAGUUUAAGUGAUGCACAAAGUAGGUUAAAGUUAUUGUCUCGGAGUGCAAGGUUGGUUUGAAUUUCAAGUUUUUGGGUGAGCAGAGCACUGGGCGAAGUAGACUGUUAUGCUUCAAAGAACAUGUUUUACAAAUCUGUCUGCUUGAUUAUGUUCGUAUAGUUGAGUGAGAAAACAAAGUUUGAAACAAAACCUCCCUAAAAAACAUACAAAGUAGUUCUGUAUUACAGGCUAGGUUACAUGCAUAUUAACUAUUUCAGAAAUACAUAUUUAUUGCUGAAUUAAGACUCUGUACUUUUCCUGGGAUAGUUUAUGGUAUAGGGAUGCUAACCUGUAAAUACUUAACUUUUCCUUUUAUUAUUUUAAGAAUUACUCCAACCCUUUCCAAGGUUUGCAUUUUUAGGCUUAUAAUGCCCCCCAAAAUGAAAUAUAUAAAUUAAAGCUGUAAUGCCAUGCUGGUUGAAGGGCACUGAUCUCACUCCACCAUCUGAUGUCAGCAGGGAGCCUUUUGCUGUCCAUCCACAGAAUUAUCACAGAGCCUACGAUUGGACCGUUUUUCUGGCUCAGAGUGCAUACAUGCUGCCAAAGGAGGGGGGUUGAAAUUCCCAAUCAAUAUUUAUUUGUACCUCGUUCCCAGUACUGUUCCCCCAAACAAUUGACGUAUCCUCUCUUUUUAGUGGCCAUAGCCGCUCACAGACUGUACCUAUAUCAUAUUAGCCUUCUUUAUUCUGGCUAUUUCCUCCCUCAAACCAUAUUCAUCCCCACUCAUUGACAUCUUGUCAUUUUGUUCAUAGUCUUCCUUUAACAGGUUUUCCAAGUUCACUGACUGUUUGUAUAUCUUUUUAAUAGAAGCCAUUUACAUCCAGUAGUGCUUAAAGGAACACUAUAGUGUCAGGAAUACAAACGUUUUACUGACACCAUAGGUGUGAAAACACUGUUUAGGCGUCUAGCCCCUCUUGCCCUCCUGCGAAAAAUAUAGAUUACUUGCCUAUUUCUAGCAUCGGAUGGCGUCUGAGUGACUGCCACUAGAGAUGUUCCUAGGCAAUAAUGUAAGCACUGUUUACAUUAAAAUACCUGCAGGUACAUACAUGCACACCAGAACCACUACCUAACUUGUAGUUGUUCUGGUGACUUUAGUAAUCCUUUAACCCCUUAAGGACCAAACUUCAGGAAUAAAAGGGAAUCAUGACAUCACACAUGUCAUGUGUCCUUAAGGGGUUAAAGAUAGUGCAAAUAAUGUUAUGGGAACAUUUUGAAUUUGUAAAAUGACACAAAGCAUUCAAAUAUAGCCUGUUGCACAAAUCCUAAAGCCAUAAUUCUUUCAACGGAAUGUUCUGUUUACACUUUUGUCUAAGGAACAGUCAGUUCAGGGAUAUUUUUUUUUUUUUAUGCCUAGCUAUAUAUUUUCAGAGAAACUUCAACUUCCAAUCCAGAACCAGCAUCCUGUUGAUGAGACCAUGAGGUCAAAAAUGCAGUCCAUGGCUGGUUUCUGGCCACUGAUCCUUUUGGAUCAUAACCCAAUAAACCAAAAAAGCACACACAAAAAACCUGUGUUUAAAACCACAUCCAUUGCUAAAGGUACCUGCAAAAAUGCAGUAUGAAACCUGAAACAACAUGCCUGACAGUACUCAUUUGCAUGUAAAUGGGGGACCUCUAAAAUAGUUGUGGAAACAUGAAGGUGAUGCAUAACACAUAUAUCUCUUUAUAUCCCCUGCCCUUCAAAUUACACAGGAAUCAAAAUACAGUUUAAAAAUAUUUCAAAUUGACACUAUAGGCACCCAGACCACUUUUGCUCAAUAAAAUGAUCUGGGUGCAGUAUCCCUUUUGCACUUGGUGCUGCAAUGUUUACAUUACAGCACCAAGUCUGCCUCCAGCCACUGGAUGCGCUUCCUGCACCCAAACGGACCUUUGGUCUGGUAUCUGACGCUGGACGUUCUCACGUUUUGCAUGAAAACCUCUAGUGUCAAAUUUUUCCCCUUUAGAAAAGCAUUAAUUCAAUGCUUUCCUAUGGGGCGGCGCGCGUGUGUGUUAGUGCCUGCUUGUCGGAUCUUGGAGUGGGCGGAGCGUUGACCUUGCACCAACGGACAUCAGCGCUGGGAUAAGGUAAGUAAAUGGUUUUUAACCCUGUAUUUACCGUGGUGGGGUAAUGCGCGAGGGAGGUGGGAGGAAGGAUUAGCGAUGGUGCCAUGAAUACAGCUUUGUAUUCCUUGCACUGUAGUAUCCCUUUAAUUUCUCUUUACUUCUGAUUAACUGCUGUUGUGUUGGUCAUCGUAAAUAAAGCAAUCUUCCAGCUGCAUGGAGGCACUACAGAUUGACAUAUUUUUAGCUAGUGCCACCCCACUUGUAUACAUAUUCAGUGGGAUACAAAGAUUAUCCUGGCUGGCUCCUUCAGCUUUUAAUGUUCGCACCUGCCUAAUAAUUUAAAGGCAUAUUAGGAGGAGGUUGAAAAAUCAGAUGCUUUCUUCUGAGUCUAUGCCUGUCACUGUAAUAACUAAAAUGAAAAAUAAAAAAAAUCUGUUAUGCUAUGCAUCAUCCUGGACACAAUUUUGGUAGUUUGUGACUUCUGUGUGGUCAUUGGACUACUGCUUAUUUCAACCACCAAGAGACUUUAAAAAAAAUGGUGUUAAAGAAUACAGCUCAGCAUAUUGCCUACUGAAAACAAUUGUAUUUAUGUGAUUGCAUAGUUUUACUUUUGAUUACAAACUUGGCAUUUCAUUGAGCAAUCCAUAAAAGCUCAGUUUUUGAUUCUUUACAAUCGAGAGUUGUCAGAUUCUAUUUCAAGGGUCAUUAACAAGCUUGUUUUGUCACAGACAUUAUAAGCUCUCCAAAACAAUUACAGUUAAAGGGGCAGUAAUGCCUGAUAACACGUUUUAAAACAUUUCUAUUAAUCGCCUAAGGAUUGAGCCAAAUGUAUCGUAACAAAACGUAAACCAAAAACUUGAAUUUGCACUAUAUAUGUCUGUUCAGGCAUAAUUCGCCUCUUUCAUAUUAUGUGCAUCCACACUUAUUAUAUAUCAUUUUAUUCAGGGUACAUAGGGCUUUUAUUUAACAUUGAAUAUUUAGGUAUGAGAAUUACCCCCAUGAUGGCAUACCAUUUGCAAAAGUAGACAGCCCAAGGUAACGCAAAUGGGGUAUGUCCAGUCUUUUUUAGUAGCUACCGUAUUUUUCGCUCCAUAAGACGCACUUUUUCCCCCCUCAAAAGUGAGAGGAAAUGUCUGUGCGUCUUAUGGAGCGAAUGUGAAGAAUUACUUACCUGUCUUGGAGCGUGGGCCGGCUUCACAGCGCGCUCCGCGGUCCAGGAACUUCUAUUUCAGGUUCCGGUUUCCGGCGGGACUGAAAGGAAGUGUGCACACGAGUGUGCACACUUCCUUUCAGUCCCGCCGGAAACCGGAACCUGAAAUAGAAGUUCCUGGACCGCGGAGCGCGCUGUGAAGCCGGCCCACGCUCCAAGACAGGUAAGUAAUUAUGGGACAAGGGGAGGGGGAGACACUAUGGGACAAGGGGAGGGGAGGAGACACUAUGGGACACUAUGGGAAAGGGGAGGGGGACACUAUGGGAGAAAGGGAGGGGAGGAGACACUAUGGGACAAGGGGAGGGGGACACUAUGGGAGAAAGGGAGGGGAGACACUAUGGGACAAGGGGAGGGGGAGACACUAUGGGACAAGGGGAGGAGACACUAUGGGACAAGGGGAGGGGGGAGACACUAUGGGACAAGGGAGGGAGGGACACUAUGGGACACUAUGGGACAAGGGAGGGGGAGACACUAUGGGACAAGGGAGAGAGGGGAGACACUAUGGGACAAGGGGAGGGGGACACACUAUGGGACAAGGGGAGGGGGAGACACUAUGGGACAAGGGCAGGGGGGGACACUAUGGGAGGGAAAGUGCACUAUGGGACAAUGGGAGGGGGGGACACUAUGGGAUCAGAACACUAAUGGACAAGGGGAGGAGGGGUUAAAGAACACUAUGGGACAGGGUAGGAGGGGUUAACAAUCACUAUGGGACAGGGUAGGAGGGGUUAACAAUCACUAUGGGACAGAGGAAAGGGGGGUUAAAGAUCAUUAUGGGACAGGGGAGAAAAAAAAAUAUUCUGAACAAACUGUCCCAUGGUAAGAAACACUAUGGAACAGUUUGUUCAGAAUAUUUUUUUUUCUGGGUUUCCUCCUCUAAAAACUAGGUGCGUCUUAUGGUGAGGUGCGUCUUAUGGAGCGAAAAAUACGGUACUUGGUCAAAUGGUAUGCUAUCAUGCGGGUAAUUCUUAUUCAUAUGGUCUGAAAGGCGGCGUAACCAAUCUGGCGAAUUUCAAUGUGAAAAAACUGAACCGCAAGCCUUAUAUUUGACUCUGUAACUUUUGAAAACACCAUAAAACCUGUACAUGAGGGGUACUGUUUUACUCGGAAGAUGUCAAUGAACACAAAUAUUAGUGUUUCAAAACCGUAAAAUGUAUUACAACGAUGAUAUCGUCAGUGAAAGUGAAAUUUUUUGCCAUUUUUCACACACACAAAUGGCACUUACACGGACGAUAUAAUUGUUGUGAUACGUUUUACUGUUUUGAAACACUAAUAUUUGUGUUCAGCGACAUCUUCCAAAUAAAACGGUUACCCACCCCCCCAUCCAUGUACAGGUUUUAUGGUGUCUUGGGAAGUUACAGGGUUAAAUAUAGUGCUAGCAAAUUAAAUUUCCUGGACUUUUGGCCUGGGUUGUCAGGCAGGUCCCACAAAUUGUAAUUAAUAAAAUGACAUAAUUAUGUAAAAUUAUUACAUAAAUAUAUACGUAGAAUUAAAAUAUAUAUAUACAUACAUACAUACAUACAUGUGGCAGGGUAAAGGGGGGUGGGCCAGUGACUUGAAUUGCAUCACUGGUGUGCACAAAGGGAGCGGGCCUUCCCAGAAUGCAAGAGUGCAAUACUGAUGUCUGUACAAGCUCCCCAAGAUCGCAGGAGCCUUUAUAAACGUUUGGGGGGAGGAUGACUGACCUACUUUAAGAAAGUAUCAUGAUUUGACUUCUGGUAUGUUUAGAAGUCACUGCAAUUCUGGAAAGUCUUGGAAUUGGUAGCAAAUUUAAGAAUUUCAAAUGCGUAUCUUUCAGAUAUGCUACCUAAUGUAGCUCUUAAAUGACAUUUCUACGGUUUAAAACUACAAAUUAACAGGUUAUGUGUAGGCUGGUUACAUGUAAACUCUAUGUUUAGGGACAAGUAAUAGCCAAAUAAUGUUCAUGUACCGUCCAAGUUGUUCUUUAAAGUUUUGUUUCCUUAUUGCUUUCAAAGUUUUUGUUUGCAAAUUGUUCUGUAGGUACUUCUGGCAGUUACAGGAAGCCUUUUUUCCUAUUUCUAACCAUAAACUCAGAAAUACAAUAAAGGUAUCCUACAUGUAUACUAAAGUAGCCCUAACUCUCGUGUUUUUUUAUUUUAUUUUUUAAAUGUGUAUAUGCUGAUGCCUUCUGUUCAGUGUGUUGGCCAACCUGAAAGGUUAGGUUCUACUGUUGAAACCAGUUAAUACAGGAUACUCUGACUUUUCCCUACGUGGAGUUAUCUCCCCUCAUUGUGAGGAACUUAGGAGUUUGCUCUGAAAUUCUUUAAGUGGGUGAGGAAGCAGGCUGUGAGCAGUGUUAUCCAAUUAUCAUGCAAUGCUAUAUUUGUAAAAAGUCAUUUUACUUUCCCAGUGUCACUAUUACACUUUAAACAACGUGCUGGUUGUGAAACUAUAACAUAGUGGCACUAGCAAUUAAAGUCUGUUUAUGCUUUGUGCUUGCCAAAUUGAUGGCAAAUACAUAGAUUUUACUACUUUAAUAUAAAUUCUAUUUUUGUCAAAAAUAAAGAAAAAGUAAAAAAAAAAAAAAAAAGUAGUUUUUUUUUAACCCUUGCAGUUCUGGUCACCGCUUUUAACACUGUGAUCAGCUUGUUUAGGGAUUUUAGUACAUUUGUACUAUUAUUAUUAUUAUUAUUAUUAUUAUUUUGUAUUUUUUAUUUUUAUUUUUUUUUUACCCUUUGUCAGCCGCAGCAACAUAAAUCUCCCUUAACCCUUUCCCUUCUGCCAUGAUUACUGUACUGUACAGUAUUGCUACUGUACAGUAUUGUACCAGUGAUCACUGUGAUCAGAGGGCUCUCUGAUCAGGCUGACUCUUUUGGGGGGUUAUUUUUAUUAAAUUUUUUUUUAACCCUUUCAGUACUGGUCGCAGCAGCCUAAACAGCGAUCAGUACAUUUAUUUUAUUUUUUGUGGGUUUUUGAGGGUGGGUAGUAGGGUGUUAGGCAGGUAGGAAUUUUGUAAUUUCCCCCUUAGAUUUUUUUUUUUGAUUGAUUUUGCGUAGUCCCCCCUAGAAUGGCACGUCGCUACUCGGCCGAGGAGGCGUACGCCAUUCUGGCAGGCAGUGAUAGUGACACUCUGCAAGACAGUGACCCUAUCACUGCCUCUGACAUUGAGGCUAUGACUGACUCCUCUAGUGAUGGUGCCCCACCACCACCAACAAGAGGACGCUCAGCAAGCCCAAUGCCAGAUGGAGACUGGGUUCCCCCAAACCUGACCGCCCCAGAUAUUCUCCCAUUUACGGCGACUCCUGGCAUCACUGUUAUGGUGGAUGCUUGGGAGGCCCUAAAAUAUUUUGAUUUGUUCAUGUCAGAGGAAGUAUUUCAGUUAUUGGUUGAGCAAACCAAUUUAUUUGCCUACCAAUAUCUGACUGCGAAUCCGGGGUCACAUUACAAUCGGCGUAAUAUGUGGCACCCCACGGAUCUCGCAGAAAUGUGGAAAUUUUGGGCCCUUACUCUAGUUAUGGGCAUUGUCAAAAAGCAGAGUAUCAUGUCCUACUGGUACAAGCACCCCAUCCUGGCUACCCCUCUUUCCCCUGGGGUUAUGAAGAGGGAUCGCUAUGAGCAGCUGCUGCGUAUCCUCCACUUCAACGAUAACACACUGUGCCCCCCAAGAAACGACCCAUUGUUUGACAGGCCGUACAAAAUUCAGCCCCUAAUUGAACUCCUUUCAGACAAAUUCUCCCAAAAUUAUGUCCCUGAUGAAAAUAUUUGUAUAGAUGAGUCCUUAAUGAAGUUUAAGGGUAGAUUACUUUUUAAGCAGUAUAUUCCUUCUAAAUGAUCCCGAUAUGGUGUUAAUUUCUCCAAAUUUUGUGAAUCCAAAUCUGGAUAUACAUGGGCGUUUCAUAUUUAUCAGGGGAAGGAUAGCCAUUUUGACCCACCAGGAUGCCCUGAUUCUGUGGGUACAUGUGGCAAGAUUGUAUGGGACCUAAUCCUUCCCUUGUUAAAUAAGGGAUACAUCCUAUGGGUUGACAACUAUUACACAAGCAUAGAGUUAUUUAAAACUCUAUUUUGCUUUGAGACCGUAGCCUGUGGCACAGUGCAUAAGAGGUUUCCCCCAAACCCUGGCAAGAGGUAGACGCAGUAGAGGCUCCCUUUCAGCGCUCCGCCAGGAUGAGUUGCUUGCCCUUCGCUUCACCGAUAGGAAAGAUGUGUACAUGUUGUCUACAAUGCACAACGAAACUUCAGUGUCUGUGAGAGGUGGAACAGAGCAGCUGGAGAAGCCGAAGUGCAUUGUAGACUACAGCAAGUUUAUGGGGGGAUUCAGAAGACAGUGCACUAAAACCUCAGUAUUUUAAUUUAACUCUGUCUUCUGAAUAUAACGGUACCCCCACGUAUCAUUAUUUCAGAUUCUUUCCGAUAAGUACAGUGCGAAAUAUAUUAGAUGCCCUUUUAGCUUGUAAGUGUGACAAAGUGAUUUUCUGGGCCUAUGUGGCUAUUUAGAGAGCAUGGCAGCCUGGGUAAUAACAUUUCCACGGUUAUGGCAUACCAUUUUCAAAAGUAGACGACCCAGAGUACAACAAAUGGCAAACCUUGAGAUGUUUGGUCUAGCCAUUUUAACAGAAAUGAUGGGCCCAUGUAGCAAUUUCUACUUUUAUUUUUGUCUUUUUAAUCACAUAAAUUGCAUUUUCACUAGAAAUGUAUUUAGGGCCCCCACCCACCGCUCAGGGGUGGGGGCCAGGGGGGGACAGUAGGUCCCCCCCCUUAUUGUUUUAUUAGGGACCCCACCCACCGCUCAGGGGUGGGGGCCAGGGGGGGACAGUAGGUCCCCCCCCUUAUUGUUUUAUUAGGGCCCCCACCCACCGCUCAGGGGGGGGGGAGGACAGUAGGUUCCCCCCCCUUAUUGUUUUAUAAGGGCCCCCACCCACCGCUCAGGGGUGGGGGCCGGGGGGGAGGACAGUAGGUCCCCCCCCUCAUUAUCUUCAUGGCCCCCACCCGCCGCUCAGGGUGGGGGAGGGGGGGAGGACAAUAGGUCCGCCCCCCUUAUUGUAAUUUAUGUCAUUUUUUUCAACAGUGAGCAGCCACAGGCUGCUCACUGUUUAGUAGACAUGCCCCUACUCGCGGUAUAGCGAGUAGGGGCAUUUGGGAGAUUUUAAUCUCCCUUGUGCUAUUAUGGGGGUCAUAUUGACCCCCAUAGAGUGAGAGGGGGACCUUGUGAAGUGGUGGGGAGCACUGCUCCCUGCCGCUUCUAUCUUUACAUAUUACAAGGAGGGAGCUGCACGCCGGUAGCUCCCUCCUUGUAAUAAACUGAACGAACAAACAUACACUGAUACAUAGUGUUUGUUUGUUCGGCUGAUAUUUCUAUUCACUCAUUCGUCUGUCUGAUGAAUGAAUGACUAGAUGAAAUUCCCGUUCGCAUGUCCAGGUGUUUCACUGGGCAUGUGCGGGAAUCUCACAGUGCUAUCUAGUGUGGGCUGAUGACAUGUCCCACAGGGACUUCAUCUAACCACACAAAGAUGGCGGCGCCCUGAAUAUAGAUCUGGGCAGAAAAAAAGGAUUAAAAAAUAGGUAAUGUGGGGGGCUUAGGGGCAUUUGGGGGUGACUAGUGGGUCAAUUGGAUGUAGUGGAGGCGGGAGGGGGGUUAAAAAAAAACCCGAGAUUCGGCAUGACAGUGCCGAUUUAAGCAACAGGAAACUGCCAGUGAUAUAUGCUCAUCGAAUAUUUUCACAAUCAACAAUUUAUUAAAGGGACACUAUAGUCACCAGAACAACUACAGCUUAUUGCAUUUGUUCUGGUGAGUACAGCAAAAAGCAUGAAGGUGAUGAUUCUAAACACUGACUUUUCAGAGAAAAUGAAUAGUGAUCACUUCACUGGCCACUCCUCAGAUGGCUGUUAGAGAUCCUUCCUGGGUCAUGGCUGCCUAAAAUGCAUCCAAAAAUUCAGUGUCUCCACCCUCUGCAUGCAGACACUGAACUUUCCUCAGAGAUGCAUUGAUUCAAUUCAUCUCUAUGAGGAGAUGCUGAUUGGCCAGGGCUCUGUUUGAAUUGUGCUGGCUCUGCCCCUGAUCUGCCUCUGUCAGUCUCAGCCAAUCCUAUGGGGAAGCAUUGUGAUUGGAUCAGGCUACCACGUCUGAUGCUAGCAGGCAGUGGGCAGGUCUAAAGGAAACAGGGACAAAGUAUGCAGCUGCAGACUUGAAUACAAGUAAGAUUUUACUAUAUUUAAGGAGGCAUGAGGUGGCAGGGGGGCUAGAUGGUGGUAUUAACCCUAUAGGGUCAGGAAUACAUGUUUGUGUUCCUGACCCUAUAGUACCCCUUUAAUACGGUUCAGCAAGAAUAACAAAAGGUUGCAAGGAGGGAUAAGCACACAAAUGAAAACCAUAUAUAGAUCUAUUAACGCUGCAUAAUUCUUUUCAAAUAAUUUUUAUUAAAGUGUUAAAAUUUUGUAGAACAAUUAAUAAUAAUACAAACAUUGUAUUAGGGGUAGGAAAGGAAGGGGAACUUGGAAAUGGGAAGGUGUAUCCAUCCAUCAUUGAAAUAGGCAUAACAAUGUAUAUGGCAAAAAUGUUUUACAUCAAUGCACUUUAACAAUAAAUAUAUCAAAGACCAUAAACUUUUUAGAUUUUUUUUUUUCCUCCCAUUUAUCCCAAUUAUAUUUUAAUAUUGGGAAACCAUACAUAUUAGCUCUAUGCGAUAAUUCGUGUGCCUUGUUUUCUAGAAUCAAAUUGAAAACUUCUCUGAGAGAUGGCACAUUUUGGGACUUCCAAUGUCUAGGUAAACUGGAUGUAGCAGAGAUCAGAAUGUGGCCUAUGACUAUUUUAUCUGAUCUAUUAACGGACUCCGGGAGUUUUUUAAAUAAGGCUAGUUCCGAAGUUAAAAUGGUAAUGGUUCUGUCCACUUUAAUAAUUAGAUCAUGAAUCAUUUUCCAAUAUUUAGCUAAUUUAGGCAAGAACCACCAGAUAUGGGCCAUAUUGCCCACACCCCCACAGUCUCUCCAACACCGGUCAGAAUACAUUUUGUUCAUGUUGUGCAAUCUAGACGGAGCCAGGUACCAGCAAUAUAAAAUAUUAUAAUGAUUUUCAAAAUGGUCGGUGCAAUACGAAAUACCUUUUAAAGCUUUAAAAAAAAAACGAACCAUUCUUCUAGGUCGUACUGGGCACCCAACUCCGUCUCCCAUGACAACAUAUGUUUUAAUUUUAGUAAGGGCUUGGCAUUAUAAAACUAAUAACAUAAAGAUAUCAUACCUUUACAAGUGGGACUGUAUAAAAAAACUUUCUCUAAUGGAGAAAUCUCAAGUGAUUUAUAGUUUUUAUCUGUUUCAGAUACCUGGUAUAAUUCUUUCAAUUUGUCAAUGAUUAGCAUACAUUCCAGUUCACAUACAUUUGUUAAUCCAUACUUAAGCUUCAGUUUUUCCAAGGAAAGAAUAGCAUUGCCAUAAAAAAAAUAUCCAGAUUAGUUAAAGAACAAUCCUUCAACAGUUCUAUUUUUUAAGGAUGGUAUAUAAUCUUUCAAUAACUCAAUAGGCAUUGCUCUAUAUAAACUGGGAGAAUGGUCAUUUUUUAAAAACAAUGUCCCAGGCCUUAAGUGUAGUCUUGGUAGAUAAAAAUAAUUUUGUAACUCCAGGUCUUUUCUUAUGAUUUAACCAAGGUAAUUCUGAUAAUCUAACCGGUAAAAUUUUUAAUUCUUCUAUUUCCAUCCAUCUGGGUUUAUUAACUCUGCAUAAUUCUCACUGUCACCUGCCAUAUUUUUAUUCACAUUGCAUGACUGUAGCAUUCUUUUGGCAAGUCUUUGGUGUCAUGCCCCUGUCUCAUAGCUCCAUUUUCAGCCACUUAGGAUUGAUAUCACUUUUGUUCUGUUCAUUCAGCCCUAUUGGGUCUGCAUGAUCCAUAAACAUCUCUUCAGAACUCCCAUUGAAAAAUUAGCUCUGUCUUUAGCACCUGGCAGUCAGCAUAGAGAAUGCACACAGAGUAGAGAAAAAAAUAUUGUAACAAUGUUUGUUUCCCAUCAUCCUUUGCAACAUGUGCCCUUGUGCUGGUACUGAACUAGAUUGCAAUGUUAUUUGGUAAAUGUUUAAAGCGAAGAUUUUUUUUUAAACAAAUCAAAGCAUAACCUGCGGAGAGAAAAGUUAACACAAUUCUAUUGGUAACUUUCAGUGGUGUAAUUUUCAGAGAUGCAACGGUUCAUGAUUCUGUACAAUUUGUGCUAAUUAUACUAGAUCACUAUUGUGUUUCUCACUCACAAGGCAUUUCAGAACCCUAGGGUAUUCAAGAAAGUAAGUCCCAUGGGUGUGAUGGCAUGCCUUUCAUCUUAUUAGUGUUCUGGUACAGCCUCCUUAAAUGGAUUUUCAGGGCAUAUUAUCCUAGUUUGGGUUAACAUUGCACUUAAAUGGUUGAGGUUACUCCCAAAUUUUAGAAAUGCAAAGUAGCUACAGUUUCCAGAUAUAGUUAGAUUUUCUAGUUAAUUGAUUUAUUUUUAAUUUUUUUUCAUGAUUUGCUAACAAAGCUUGAUAACUGUAGCAGAUGUGUUUGCUUACUGUUUUUAAAUGUCAUAUUCUUUAAUCUCAUUGUGUGUGCCUUGAGGAAGGUUAUUCCAGGCUGCCUGGAAAGAGGAAUGCAUCUCUACAUUAUAUGCAAGACACUUUGAGUUGGAUGCCCAGCGGCCACUGAGCAAAAAAUCACAUGUUUUCUAUGUAAUGGCUCAUCUUUUGGGGCUUUUUGAUUUAUGUAAACAGUGCAUUUCAUUUUACUGUUUAUUGCUGGUUAACCUUGCUACCCACCACAACGCUAAGAUAAAUGUGUUAUAUAUUACAAAUUUGUUUGUGAACAUUAAAAGGAGUAGUCCAUGUGGGUUGGUGUCAACAUGCUGUGGUUAUGAUGCUUAAAUAAUAGUCUGUCCUAUUUUUAUUUUUUUUUAUUUUUUUUAAUUUAAAAUUUUGACACUUCAGUCUGGACUCCUUUUCUGUUAUUGCUAGAUUUGUCCCUGUUAGUCCCUAUCUCCACACAUGUUGCAAAUUUACAGAUUUUACUAUUAACAUGACGUAAAGUCAUGAUUUUAUUAAUGACACGGAGGCGAGUAUUAUGCUGCACUCUUUCUUUAUUUACCUCAGCAGCAAAGAAAAAUAACAUUAAAUCAGUAUAAAAGAAACCAGUAAAUAACAUGAGGUAUAUCUUCAUAGCAACAGCAACAGCCAAUCAGCAUCCUCUUUAUAGCAUAAUAGGCAGUGUCCAGUAUACUACUUCCUCUUUCUUGCGAUCCCGAACAAGGACAACAAAUCCAAAUAAAAAGUGGGCUCCAAUUAGAGGGUAUACGAGCCUUAAACUGGAUCUAGAAGUCAAGCUGGAAGAGAAAAGAGAAUAUGGUAAUAUCCAAGUAUAAAACUGGAUUUAUGCAUAAAUUCGCAUUACAUGAAAUAUCAGAUAUAUAUAUACACAUAACAUGAAAUUCAGUUUAGUCAAACCUUAAGCUCUUGACAGUCAUUAACAAGGAUAAAACCUAGUAAUCAAAAAAGACUUACUGUGAAGUCAACUUACCCAGAGAAGACCAAAUCUCCAGGGAUGGGAGGGAGGGAUAAUACUCGCCUCCGUGUCAUUAAUAAAAUCAUGACUUUACGUCAUGUUAAUAGUAAAAUCUGUAAAUUUUAUUAAGACACGGAGGCUCCUAUUAUGCUAGUUCAAAGCUGUGAAAUUAUGUCUCCUGUGAAGUGUUGAAUAGGUCUAAAGUAGAAAUCAUGGAAUGUAGGCUCCGAAGACCAGCCGCUCUCAUAAUAUCCUCCAAGCGACAACCAAUCGAAGAAGCCUUAGAAGCCAUUGCCCUACGAACCGAAUGAGGCACUGACACAUAGGUAUCAAUACCUGCUAGAGACAUAACGUAUUUGACCCACCAGGCUAGAGUAGACACCGGAAGAUGCGACUUUUGGAAGAGUUCCUGUUUCAAAGGAUUCUGUAACGUAGUAGAACGAUGUUCACACACCCAUUAGUAUGCAACAGGGCAAAGGAGAGAUCUAUCAGGGAAAACUGGGUAAGAUAGAUUUUAGAGGAGGUUUUUGUCCUCCGUGAAAUGUCAAAGAGGACACCUUCUGGAGUAAAGGAACGAGCAACCACCUCACGAGCUCGUACGUCAGAAAAACCUCUUGCAAGAAAAAAAAAAAAAAAUUCAAGACAAUAGAGACGUCCCACAAGACAGAGUAUCGUGGUAAGGGUGAAUGAGCAAACCAUAUUCCUCAGAGAAGUCAAUAUAUGACAGGAUGUCAACCGACAGGCGUCCAAUCAAAACUUUGAUGGCCAGCAGAAAUGGACGAUCGGUAAGGUCCACAGUGCGAUAGGCUUUACCUUCAUCAUAGAAGUCAGAAAAAUGGAGGACAGACAUAAAAGGAGCCGAUAUGGGAUUUAAAUUUAUUUUCAUGCACCAACUAUGCCAUCUGCUCCAAGCAGAUUUAUAAGCCUGUCUCGUGUUGGGUGCACCCUUGAUAAGUUGGGGAGUUGAUUGCGAAACUCCCUUGACCGACCAAGGUUCCCUGAAAUAGACUACACUAUGAGAUGCAAGAGACCUUGGAGAACAAGAGGAUGAGGUACACCAUCUGGAUCCUGAAGAAGGCACUCGAGAGAUGGAAGGUCGAUAACCAUCUCCUGAAGAAAAGAGAACUAUGGUUGGGAUGGCGAUAGAGGAGCCACGAUCAACAGGUGCCGGACUGGCGAUGUAGAUGGAAAGGCAAAAAAUCAUAAUUCCUUGGAGAAAACAUUCAUAGCCAAUGCUAUCGGAUCUGGUCUCCAACUGAAAAAACAGGGAAGUUGAGCAUUCAAACGAGAAGUGAAAAGAUCUAUUUCCAAUAGACCCCAUAGGUUCCAGAUGUCUUGGAAGACCAUGGAAUCCAAGUGUCAGUCGCUGGAAUCUCCGAGUUGGCGUGAAUACAAGUACGUCGUAGUGUUGGAGAGACCUUGAAUAUAUUCUGCCGUGACUGAAAUGCCGUUUCUCAGGCAAAAUUGCCAGCAAUCAUGAGGCAUGUAGGUCAGAAUUUUGUAUUUUGUGCCUCCAAGUGAUUGAUGUAGCGGACUGCUGACACGUUGUCCAUCUUCAGAAGGAUAGCGCAUUGGGCUUGAGUUGGGGAGAAACUAUGGACUGCAAAGGAACCGGGUGUUCCAAACAAUUGAUGUUGAGUGUUGAUUCCAGGUUUGAUUAUCUGCCCUUGGUGGAAAUAGUUCUGCAUUGAGAACCCCAACCGUGCAAACUUGCGUCGGAUUUGAGUAUAUGGUGUGCUUAUUCCAAGCUUCCAUGUGAAGAACCCACCAUUGGCGUUCAUUCUCCGCUUCUGAGUCCAGAGUUACCAUAUCUGUGUAUGAUGUGCUGCUCUUGAGAUGAAGUUUGUAAUCGUUGUAGGGCUCGAUAGCCAAGAACACCUGUAGAAAUGGCCUGUAUAGAUGCCGCUAGAAGGCCUAACAUUCUCAACAGUUGUUUGAGAGAGAGUUGAGAGGUUGCUAGUGUUUGCCUAUCUCCUUCUUUAUAUUGGCUAAUUUUGCCACCGGAGGGUGUAGAGUUUGAAGGGUAGAAUCUACAAUAAUCCAAUAUAACCCAGAAAUUGUAUUUGUUGUGUGGGAACGAUAAUGGAUUUCUCCCAAUUGGUCAGGAAGCCUAGGUUCUCUAACAGAGUCAAAGUCCAUGCAAGGUAUGUCCGGAUUAAUUGAAUAGACUGAGCCAGAAUGAAAAUGCCAUCUAAAUAUAUUAUAAGAUGUGAGCUUGGUGAAGCACCAUGGAGCUGAAGACAGUCCGAAUGGGAGGCACCUGAACCUCUAUUUACUGCCCUACCAUGUAAAUUGCAGGAAGUUCUCGAUCUUGAUGUUGUACUGGGAUAGGCACUGUGAGAUAUGCAUCCUGCAGAUCCAAUUUGGCCAUCCAAUCUGCUGGUUGGAGAAGAUCCCUUAAACAAUGCUCUCCUUCCAUCUUGGAAGUGCUGAUAUGCUCAUAACUAUUGAGCAGUCUCAAAUUUAUCACUGGACGGAUACCUUUGCCUUUUUUGGGAAACAAGAAAAGGUUGCUCACGUAACCCAGGGUAUGCGCCAGAAUCUCUACAAUUGAUUGUCCACAGAGACAAGGUCUGUGUCUCAUUGGGAAAAAACAAUUUCCCUUGAUGGGGAACAUUGAACAAGUAGAGAAAGGAAGUCUAUGCAAUACCCUUUCACAGUGUGAAGAACCUAAGCAUCUGAUGAAAUGAGGAAUCAUACAUGGGAAAAAUGUGUGAGCCUGCCCCCCACUAUCAGUAAGAAAGAAUGGAAAUUGUGAAGACGUCUUAGGAGCACCUCUUAGGCCACUAACAAUCCAGGGUCGGCCACUUUGUGAGAAGGAGGUUGGUAUAGUACAUUGUUCAAAGAAAUCGGCUCGGCAAGUACAAGAGCCUUGGUUCUGUCUAAAAGAACUUCUGUUUGUUUAGCAGGACAAAGGAGCCCAAUUCUUUUACAAAGUUGUCCCCAAAGAGAAAACCUUUUGCCUGUGUUAUCUGGCUCGUUUGGGCUCAAUCUUGAGCAAGAUCGAUUUGUGGCGUUCUGUGACAACCGCAUUGUUGGCGUUGCCAACUUAAAAUCACUCUCUGGAUCUAACCACUUAAGAUGGCGCAAUCUAAUUCUAGAUCAUCCUCCACUGCUUCAAAGAUCUUGGCUGCUGAGCCCAAGAUGCCCAGGAUUUUAUCCUUACAGUUUUGCAAUGAAAAUCUAAGCCUUUAGAUGGAUUCCAUCCUGUCUUACUCAGGAAUUGAAUGAUUUUAGGAUUGACUGAUAGCGUUUAACAUGAGUCAUCAGGGACUGUUCGGUGUGGCCAUUCAGCCCGCAAUUUAUUUCACUUUGCCUUCUCAAAAGGCUUGCGUACUCUGGAUGCCAAUAUACUUGGCUACAUGGUCUGAGGAGACCACUGGGUGACAUAGGUCGUCAGGUUCGAAUAGGGGUUCACAUUGAGUGUCCAAGAUCCUAUCGGUGUCCCUGAGUCUGCAUAAUCUACCUAAAUCUUGGUAGGUUUAACAGGACGUGUAUCCCAAACGGGAUUAGCAUCCUCUUCAUCAGUAAUUUCAGGAUCAGAAAUAUCCUCUAAACCCUUCAUAUAGGACCCAGGGAACUCCUCCUCAAUAUCACUGAGCUCAGAUUCAGAGUUCAGUUGGGCUUUUGCCCUUUUCCAGUCUAGUCGAUUUUGCCCGCCUAGUAGCUCUUUUGCGCGGUGGUAAAUUAAUCGCGCCAUCCGUGACAGGUAUGGAACUGUCCAUCUCUAUUGUUUUGGAGGAGUGUUUAGCCUUAUAUGAGGCCUUGCGGCCAGGCUGAAGCAGAGCAGGUGUGAGUACAGAUACACCUCCAUAUAGUACUCAGGAAACUCCUCCUCAAUAUCCCUGAGCUCAGAUUUAGAGUUCAAUUGGGCUUUUGCCCUUUUUCAAAGUCUAGUCGAUUUUGCCCGACUAUUAGCUCUUUUGCGCGGUGGUAAAUUAAUCACGCCAUCCGUGACAGGUUUGGUACUGUCCAUCUCUAUUGUUUUGGAGGAGUGUUUAGCCUUAUAUGAGGCCUUGUGGCCUGACACCAGGGCCUUGUCAUUGCUUUUGCCAUGGAAGUGUCAAUUAAAGCCUGCAUGUCAGCAGGAUCAGUAAAGCAGAAAUUCAGCCUCAUCUCCAGAGAUACCUGGAGAGGCUUCUACAUUAAUCUGCAUGUUUGCUGUAGACCCAGAAGGCACAGAAAGAUCCUGUCAGACUGCAUCAUAAAUAUACAAACAAACCUAAGGGUCUGAAUAAAGCAAAAUAAUACCAAAAAUAAAGGGUUGAGUAACCCUCAAGUAAAUAAAUAAAUAACUAAACAGGAUAAAGAAAUGAAAGUACUCACAAUAGUGAAAAAAAAUAGCAAUUGUAAUAUAAAAACAAAGGAGCUGCCCGGCUGCCGCUAUAACUAAACCCCAACUUGGAUUUCUGGCAGUUGGUGGCAGAGCAGCAGCCAGACAGAUAAAUUAAGGGAAAAAACAGCACAAUAGCACUAUUCAGGAGAUAAAGAUCCUCAAAGACGUCCCUGAGCCCCAAUUGAUGGUAAUCUUGGGGCCAGGGAGGUCAGAGGGUAAAGAAAUUAUCAAAGGAUAUAUAAUAAAGCAUAUAACAGACGCAAAUGAAGUAAAUAAAUCAAAUUACGUUAAAAUGAAGUAACUAAAUAUAUGUAUAAACAUGAAAAUAUUAUAAUUAAAAUGUAAUAACUAUAAUAACUAUAUUAAUCACAGUAAUGAUAUGAAUAAAGUAAAGUAAAAGAUCCCACAGUUAAGAACCGUGGGACCCAGUGUCACUUAACUGAGGGAGCAGCAAAGAAAGAGGAAGUAGUAUACUGGACACUGCCUAUUAUGCUAUAAAGAGGAUGCUGAUUGGCUGUUGCUGUUGCUAGGAAGAUAUACCUCAUGUUAUUUACUGGUUUCUUUUAUACUGAUUUAAUGUUAUUUUUCUUUGCUGCUGAGGUAAAUAAAGAAAGAGUGCAGCAUAAUAGGAGCCUCCGUGUCUUAAUAAAAUUACACCUGUAAUUUUUGGUGGAAUUCAUUGGCUAAGAUCCAAAGAGGGAUAACCUCUCAUGUCUAUUUCUGAAUGGAAUUAAAACCUAAAUAAAAUAACAAAUGUAUGUAUAUGUGGUGAGGUACUCAGGAUUUUGUGAUUUAACACCUAAAUGGCAGAGAAUUGAGCAGUGGGACUGCAGGGGCAUGUUCUAUACACCAAAACAGCUUUAAUAACGGAGGCAAUUGUACAAGUUCUGAUCAAGACAAAACCUGAUAUUUGAGCUAUAUGUCUGUCCAGCCCUCUAUUGUUAAUAUGCAACAUUACACAAAUACAAAAUACAAACAAUACACUUAUAAAACGACCAGAGAAUCUGAAUGUUGCCUUCUGCUAAGAUUCAUUGCUUCCCUGCAUAAAAGUGGAAGAGUACAUCACUUACAUAUUCUAAAAACAAAUCAUUUACACCUUUGAGAUUUAUUGCUUUUCAUCUGUGCACUAUUUUAUGCACCCAAAACCCAAAAGAACUGAAACUCACAGGGUACUUCACUUCAUCUUCAGAAGUGAAAAUUCACACUGAAUCCCAGAUUUAAGUAGCUGAACUGGAAAUUCUCUAAGGCAGCUAUGCUUUCAGUUUGACAACUUUAGCCUUAAAUUUCAUAUCCACUUUGGAUUCUCACUUUAGUAAAUAACCCCGGCCUAGAGGCCAGUAAGAUCAGGGGAACUUUGGUUAAAGGGAUGCUAUAGUGCCAGGAAAACAAACCUGUUCUCCUGGCACUAUAGGCUCUUGGAGUGCCCCCCUCUGUCGGCGCUGGAGGGGUUGAAACCACUUCAGCCAAUUACCUCAAUCCAGCGCCAGGCUCCCUCUGUGCUGGUGACCUCUCCUCCCCCGCCGACGUUUUCUCCCGAAUGAAGCCGAAUGCGCAUGCACGGCCAUUACUCAAUGCUUUCCUAUAGGGAUGACAAAUAAGUAUGAUUUACUUAGUGUAAGUCGUGGAAGCGCCUCUAGUGGCUGUCAGGGAGACAGCCACUAGAGGCUGCAUUAACCCUGUAGUGUAAACAGUUUUCAGCUGCAGGGUUAAAACUAGGGGGGCCUGGCACCCAGACCACUUUGUAGAGCUGAAGUGGUCUGGGUGCCUGUAGUGGUCCUUUAAGAGAACGUUGUGUCUCUUAAACUCUCAGAGACAAAGUAUGAUAGAUCAUAGGGCGAGAUGGAUGAAUAAUCUAAACUUCCAAAGACCAGCCCUACUCGCAACAUGGUAGGAAAGCAGGAGGAUGACUCCUGUGAUGUUUAAUAAGGAGUGGGGGGGAGGGAGUUGUAUAACAGGGUUUCUUGGCAGUAAAACAUUUACAGUCAUACAUAGCAGGGUGCUAUUGCUGAGGAGCUCUUACUCAUUCCUACAGCUCUAAAUUUGAAUGGCAAAUUAAAAUUUUUAUUUAAAAAACAUUUUAUUUAUUUUUUUGGCAAUCUUUUUUUUUAUUAUUUAUUUUGGUUGUGCAUUUGUGAAAGUUACAGGUAAGCUUUCUGUAAGUCACAUCAUGAACAAGCAUCAAUGCAACAUGUUUAACACUUGAAGUAACAUAUGAGGAACAUGCACAUUUUAUAUUUUCUGUUUAAACAAGCUUUAACCGUUUAAGAGUAUCUGAAGAAGGUUGCAAUUUAGGGGAGUUUGUUAGAUAAGGAGAGACUCCUAGGCAUGGCAAUCCUUUUUUAUUUAAGUAAAUGCACGAUAUCCAGACAAAGCUUUUUAAAGAAAAUUUCUUUAUUUCAAAUUUUAUGACUAGAAAAAAGAACAAAACAGUGCUAGACAAAAAUCUUGCACUCAACAGAGAAAUUUAGGGAAAAUUAUGAAUUCCAGCCUGCCAUUGAACAUGUAGGGCAAAAUGUAUCAGAACUGUGCAAAGAGAAGGCAGUGUUUACAUUCCUGCCUAGUAACACCUCUAGUGGCAGUCACUCAAACGGUCACUAGACGUGCUUCCUAUUUCUGUGCUGCACUUGUGUUCAGCAUCUCCACGUUGUGCAUGGUGAUGCUUAUUGACAAAAGAUGGCAAUUUGUUGUGCAUGCGCAAUAGCUUCCCAAUGGGAACGUUUUUUGUUGGCUUAGAUAGCCAAGAUUGAUCUCCACCAUCGAAGCGACGGCCAAGCUAUUGCAGUGAUGGAGAAAAGGUACGUUUUAAAACACCUUUUUUAACUCCAUUCUGAGCGAGGUUUGUCACCUAAAAAUGUACUCCAUCACUGUAGAGUUAGGAAUACAUGUUUGUAUUCCUAACACUGUAGUGUUCCUUUAAAGCCAACUAGGAGCCAAAUAUGAGCCAAUGUUUUGCUUAUACAAUCCAUUUAGUAAACUGGUAGAAAGGGGUGCUUAAAGAAAAUUGACUGUCCAUCUGAAACUUCAAGUGGAAGGAAGCAAGCAGUGUUAUAUAAGUUGGUGGUUUAGAAGAAGCGUAUAGCUGGUCAUCUAAUUGAUAAAAUCAAGCUUCCCUGGAUGGGGCAAGGGAGGGUAAAAGGGGAAGGUGGGAGUGCAGGAAGGAGAUAAUGAAUGUACCAGGACGGAAUAAAACUAUGUACAGAAUAGAAAAAAGAGAACAAGGAUAAAAUUAAUCGGAGAGGUGGAGAAGAGGUGUUUCAGGGCCCUACCGCAAAAAAGUAGAGGGUUCGGUCAGUACAGAGAUGCUAGACAAUGAGAAUUGGUAAUAGUAACUAGUCCCACAUAAAGAUUCUUCGAGCGUCAUUUUAUUGAUGCAGUCCCUCUCUAGGAACAGAGACCUGGAUAUUGACAUCCUAGGAGUGUGGUGGUCUGGGAUCCUUGCUCAGUGAUGCAGGAACUGUGGUGGACAGCCUGGCACCCCGACUGGGUGCCUCCGCCAAUCGCUGCUUCCUAGUAACCUGAAGUACUAUAAGCACCUCACCUCACCUCACCUCACCUCAACAUAAGCACCUUAGCUGCUGCAGCUUGGCUGAGGUCUCGCUGUCCUCCACCGACCUUGGACCCAAGUCCAGGAUCCAGCUUCCAGUGGGUGGACCUCUCCUACUCCAGAGAGUCUAGCAGGUAUAAAUGUGUAGCUCUUACAAGAGCUGGUGAUAAUAGGCUCUGUGAUGAGGGUUAAGUGAACUCAUUUUAAUGGGACCACAACUGGUAGUCAAAGUUUGACCGACUGCACUUAAGCACGGUCCAGUGCCCAAAACAGUUCCAUAGAAUCGCGACUAAGUGCCGCUGGGGGACAGACCGGAACAGUAAAGUAAUUCCAGGGUAUUCGUGGCUAAGUCUCUCUGAAGUCUAUUUGCGGGUUUGGUCCAUGCGAACGGCUGCCAGGGAGCUAGCGUUCGGUUCUAUGUGCACGAAUGGAAAGUGCUGAAUGAGGGGAAUCGGGGGAAUAAAAUAUGGGUCUUUACAGUCGCCGACCUGGCCCAUAGUCUUUUGGCAGGAGGCUGGCAAGCAGGCCCCUCCAAAAGCCCCUGGUGAGGUUCUGUUUGCCACAGAAACUGUAUAAUAAAUGCUAACAGAAAGUCCUCCUGCUCCAAAACUGUCCAUUUAUGUCUCUGGCCACCACUAGUCACUAAUAAUGACCAAGGUGUUCCCCAUUUCUAUUGAAUUGCAGUGUAUUGUAGCUGUUUAGUGAUGAGAGCUGCAUGCCACUGCACGGUUGAGCUAACAAAAAUCAUGAAAAAAGUGUUGCUAAAAAAAUCAAAAGUAGUAUGUCCUUGCACUGCAUUUACAAAAAACAUUUUUGCAUCUUUUUGCACUUCUUGAAGCACAAAAUAACAUUAUCUGGCAUUGACUGUGAGCACUUGGAGGCCUGGGAAGGCAAUAUAGCUCAUGCAAACAAUUGGCAGCAGGAGCAUAGAAUAUAAGUGUAGGAUAAACCGGGGAAGCUCUCCCAAGUCAGAAGAAUCAAGUAUACCUUUAACUUUCACAUUUCUUUGUCGUACUCUACCUUUUUUUUUUUUUUUUUUUUUGUUACCAACUCACAUACUUGAGCCAUACUCGAGUUUUACUUUAUGUGGACCCCCUGAAUCUCCUCUUCAGUAUCUUUAAUCAUAUUUGAGAACUAGCAGCGUCGGCGGGGAAGGAGUGUGGGCGGAGCUGAGCCAGUGCCGAGGGAUAUCGGCGCUGGAUCCAGGUAAGUGACAGAAGGUUUUUUUAACCUCUUCUGCACUGGGUAGGGGCAGGCAGGGGCUUGACAGAGGGGAAGCUAUAGUGCCAGGAAAACGAGUUUUUCUUGGCACUGUAUUUUCCCUUUAAUAGUAUGAAGUUUCUGCUGCUACCUGAAACAUCCAUGAAAUUGUUUAAUAACUGUGAUAGUGAAUAGGAUUUACUAGAUAAAUCCAUUAGUUGCCUUCUUCGUCAAUGAUUCUCAAAGUUUAAAAAUCCAUACCUGAUGUUGCUCUCGAGUAUUCAACCGCCAUGGAUUAUUAUAGCUUCCCCUCCAAAGAAGUGUGUGUCUAUAUAUACCUGAUACAUGAAGGCUUGACAAAUCCUGCCAGGUUGCCAUGGCGAAUAGAAAUUUUGUCCUGGCGCCUGGGAUUUUUACCAGGGGCCCUUUAGCGAAGCAGCAUGAGCAGUAAUCCUCCUGCAACUCCUCUCUGCUCACUCGCGCUGUUUAGUCUCACCCUCCUCCCCCACGCUGUGCCGGUUUCGUGGAGGCUGAUCCCACCUCAUAGGCUGGUCCUGCCUCCUUGGGUGAGAUCAUUCAUAUUUGUGAUUUGCGCCAAGUCAAUUAUUUACCAUAGGAAAACUUUAAGAGGAUAUUGCGUAUGUGCAGAAAAGGGCUGAGCUGCGCCAAUCAGCAUCUCUGUGGGGAACAUGCAGCGUGUAGAGACGCUGAACUUGAGCGUGAGUGCCUGCCACAAGAGGUGUCCCCAGGCAGCAAUGUAAAGUUUUUUUUUUUUUUUUUUUUGAAAAUAUUGCUUACAUUAAAAAGUCUGCAUGGACAUGCUACAGACACCAGAGCAACUAUAUUAAGCUGCAGUGGUUCUGGUGAAGUGAAACUUUGUUAGUUAAAAAAAUAGACUGGCUCCUAUCAUUUAUUUAUUUAUUUAUUUGCUGGCACCUAGAUUACAAACCGAUUUGUCACGCCCUGUGAUACAUGAAUUUUUCAUAUGUUAAAAUAUCCUGUCUGUAUAUAGUCCCAGACUAUUCUCAUACAUUUAGAAGCUAUAUUUUCCUGUACGUAAACUAUUUCAGAACAAUUUUGCUUUGACUAGUAAAGCCGAUAACCUGUGAUGUCCAUUUAGCUCCAUUACAAGCAGUUAAUCCAUAUCAAAGUACUGUUCUUUUAUUUAAUUAUGACCUUUUAUGUAUUUUUCCCAUUUCCCCCCCAUCCCUUUUUUAAAAAAUCGUAAUUGCAGCAAUCCCCUUCCCUAUCCAAUAUUUGUGUAUAGGAUCAAAUCGUCCAGACUUGGUUUAAUUUGCAAAUAGUACUGGGCAUGUGACUUUAAGAUUUUUUUUUUUUUUUUUUUUAAGUAUAGCUCCCAUGCUGUUCCCAGCACUCCUUCCUUGGCACUUUACCCCUUGCCAUCAUCAGAUGAUUAUGUUAAAAAAAAUGUAUUUUCCCAUUAUGUCAGACUUUUGUUCACCCUCAAUUUAUGGCAGAAUGGGGCAGUUUCACAGAGACCUUUUUGUAGUGUCUGCGACCUCACAUACAUAUUUAUAUUUUCACUGCUAACCUCGUAGUCAUCCAAAAUAUGUACUAUGUUUUUCUAACAUUUAUUAUUUAAGUGCAGAGAAGCAGAACACUUUCACUUUACCUUUUUGGGAUUAGCAAAUAGAAAUGUGCCUCACACCCAUUUUUUACCUGGGCGAAUGUCUGGACUUUGUAUUCCUUCUUUAAGCUUUUUUUGUUUGUUUUUUAAUUUUUUUUAUUCCCUCCUCCUCCUCCCUACCUACAUCUUGAACUUUCUUCCUCUUUCUAACUUUGAUUUAUGUAGUGUCCUUAAUUCCUACCACUCUUGUGUUUUAGGUCAGCUUCAGUGCAUUACUUUCCCCAGACAAGAGGAGGAAUACUUGAAGUUGAUUGUUCGCUGUCGACCAUGCAUCUUUGUCCUGGGGCAGAAUUGCAGUGCUCGUGGUAAAGUAGUCAAUGCCCUCUUGGGCGAUCAGUUGCUGCCCAUCGGUGGAUGCUGUGGUCCAGAAUCUUGUAAGAGAAGGAGGAUUCGUUUUCGGUAUGGAAAGCAGACCUUGGUGAGCUUGGCUCUGCCAGAGCAGUAUGAGCUCGUCCACCAUCUGGUGUCACACCAGGGUAAAUGGGACACUAUUCCAGAGGAGGACCUUGAAGUUCCAGAGGAUGAGGAAGACCCUGCACAUCGUCUUGCUGAGCUGGAAGUUACAAUGCCCCAUCAACUCUUGCAGGUACUUGAACUUCUUGAACAAACACCCAGAGUUUCUCUCCAGUGCAUGAAGUAUCAAACCUAUUUGGUGUGGUCAAGUAUGUUCAAUUUCACAUAAUACUGUCUGUCAUACUUACCCACCUGUUCCACUGAUAGAAGUGUCUGUUUACACUGUAUAGCUCUUGAUGGAUGCAGUAUGCCAUGCUGUCCAAUUUUUGUUCCAUUUUUUUUUUUUUUCUUCAUUGCAUAUAGUCAUGGCAGGGAAUAUAUCACAUUGACUGCAAAUCCUCCACUCGGUCAAAAUAUUUACUAGAUGUUACAAUACUUUUGUGCUACACAUGAAUGUAUACAGUAGUGAUAUGGCCCAUAAUAGUGCUAGCUGCUACACAACCUUCUGACUGUACUUGUGACCACGAUUUCCUGCUUUUUCUUUUUGCUUGAUUGUAUGGCAAAUAUUAUUUUACCUGGUACUGCCCCAUCCCCCCUUUUCCAAUUUAUUUUCAAAGUCAAACUUCCCAUGGUCUGGGUCAGUGUUCUCACAGGCCCUAUGCUAUCCUUUCCCUCUGUGCUGCAUCCCUCCGAGGCUGUUCCGUCACACUGUAUAGAGCUAGUCUGCUCUGUCACUCUGGAGACGCCCAUCUUUCAUCUUUAUGGCUGCUGACAAGAGGCCUUUGUUCCCACAGGACUAAAUUUAGUCCCCUAUGAUCAUGGGCGUGGAAUAUUACUUCACAUGAGUAAAAUACAGAUUCUCCGUACUAUUUAUGCUUUUAUAAACAGAAGACGCAGGAGGAGGAAUUGAGGCAACUGGAGUUGUUGUCCCCAGAAAUGAGCUUGUAUCAGUUUGCACUUUAUUUUCCCAUAUCCACCUUCCAACAACUUAGAAAUCAGCACUUCAAUCUGGGUACCACAAGUUUAGACUUAGAGGAAUUGUCACGUGGCAGUUCCUACUUCAUUCACCCUAGUAAACACUAUAAAAACUUACCUCCUCUGCUCUUUCAUAUUAAUGAAUAAAUUAACAAUGCUGUAUUUACCUCUCUCCCUGGGCUUGUCAAAGAUGCUUGGAAUCUUGGAGCCAGAUUAUUAUUUUUUUUUUUUUUUUAACUGACCAAAGCAAAAUUUUCAACAACAAAAAUCUUAAAGGGACACUGUAGUCACCAGUACCCCUGUAGCUUAAUGUAGUUGUUCUGUUAAUAGCUGGUCCCUGCAGGCUUUUCAAUAUAAACACUGCCUUUUGAGAGAAAAGGCAAUGUUUACAUUGCUGGCUAGUAACACCUUUAGUGAUAGUCACUUACCCACUAGAGAUGCUUCCUAGUCCUGUACUGCACAGUGUGCAGGACCUACGUUCUUAGUCUUCCUCUUUGCAUGGAGCCGCCGAAUGUUCCCCAUAGAGAGGCUGAUUAGCGCAUUUGCAAUAGCCUCUCAAUGUUUUCCUAUGGGAAAGCAUUAGCUUGGGUGAGAUCAUCAAGAUUUAUUAUUUCAGCCAUGAGGCCAGACUGGCACAGCUUGGGGGGGGGGGGAAAGGAGAGUGAAUAAAACACUUUUCUCAUGCGAAUGGAGCUUGUCAGAUUACCUAAACAGACAUGCGUCCACACACAUGCACACGUUUUCUUAUAUACUCACAAAUAAUUUUUUUUGAAUACUACUUUUGGGAGAGCUGGAGUGGGUCAUUUCCCUGUGGUCCAUUGUGACCUGUGGUCCUACUGUGAUCCUGUAAUCUUCAAGCUCUUCUUGCUCUGCUCCCUUGCGGUCUAGUGACGGCAGGACGAGCGAGGGAGCAGAGCAGUAAUAUUAUUUCUCUCUCGGCUGAUUGGCUGAAUGGCGGACUGCCUGCUUACUCCUUCGGCUGGAGGGGUGGGGGACCUCGGCUGAACAGACUGACAGUCAGGCUCCUGGACAAAAUUCUUAGUAGCCUUGACGACCUGGAACCUGCUAUUUGUUGAGCCCUGCUCUAGCCCAUAUAAGUGGUUGCCUCCAUCUUCCUGUCAGACUUUAUCGUAAGUGUUGGGGUUUUCUAUUGAACAUAAUGUGUCGAAGAGCUGAAAGGGAAACUCUUUUUCAUCCUUCAAUGCAUUGUGUGCUCUUGCAGCACUGACCUUUGUGAUGUCACUUACUAAAUCUUUUCAAGUGUAUAUAGCCUCACAAAAGGUAAAAGGGACACUGUAGGUAUCUUAUUGAAGUGGUAAGGGUGCAGUGUUCCUGUCCCCUUAACCUCGCAAUGUUAUCCAUUGCUAUUUCAGAGAAACUGCAAUGUUCAUCUUGCAGAAUUAAGACUGCCUAUAGUGGCUGCAUACCAGACAGCCACUAGAGGUGCUUCCUGCAGUUUCACAGAGUUUAAUGUUGGAUGUCCUCACAUUUGAGUCUAUGCUUUCCUAUGGGGAAGGCCUAAUGCGCAUUAAAGGAUCACUAUAGGGUCAGGCACACAAACAUGUAUUCCGGACCCUAGUGUUUUAAAACCACCAUCUAGCUCCCCUGGGCCUCUCAUGCCUCCAUAAAUAUAGCAAAAUCUUACUGUAUUCAAGCCAGAAGCUGUAGCUCUGCAUGCGGUUUGCCGUAAAAAAAACAAGCAGUCUGCUGACAUCAUCAGAAGUGGUGGCCUGAUCCAGUCACAAUGCUUCCCCAUAGGAUUGGCUGAGACAGACAAGGAGGCAGAUCAGGGGCAGAGCCAGCACAAUUCAAUCACAGCCCUGGCCAAUCAGCAUCUCCUCAUAGAGAUGACUUGAAUCAAUGAAUAUCUGAGGAAAGUUCAGUGUCUGCAUGCAGAGGGAGGAGGUACUGAAUGUUUGGAUGCAUUUUAGGCAGCCAUGACCCAGGAAGGAUCUAUAACCGCCAUCUGAGGAGUGGCCAGUGAAGUUAUCACUAGGCUGUAAUGUAAACACUGCAUUUUCUCUGAAAAGACAGUGUUUACAGCAAAAAGCCUGAAGGUAAUGAUUCUUCUCACCAGAACAAAUUGAAUAAGCUGUAGUUGUUCUGGUGACUAUAGUGUCCCUUUAAAUUCUCUCGGCUGACACUGGAGGAGCCAGACCCUGUGCCAAAGGACCUCGGCACUGGAAUUAGAUGUGGUUUUUAAAGGCUUUAUUUUUAAUGGACAGGAGGGGCUGCGAAGGAAGUUAGUUUUAGGAAUUCAGUUUUGUAUUACUAAUACGAUAGUGUUCCUUUAACAUAAGUUAGAAGUCCUUUUCUAUGUUUUUCUUUAAUACUGUAAUUUCCAGAGAAGCGUCCGCUCUCCUUUAAAUCUAAUGUAUUAUAGUCUACUUUUAUUGUGACAAAAGUGUGCUCAAGCAUACCUCGGCAUUUAUUUUAUUUAAUUCUUCCCCUAUACCCCCCUCCCCCCUUCCUUUUACAGUCUGUGGUUACUGUGCUUUGUAUAGAGCUGUCAUUCAGCCUUUUUUAUCUGUCUGUGAGUUGCUGCUGCAGAUCUGCCUUUGCUUCCUCCUACUAUAACGGUCCUGAGUCUGACUCAUCUCUCCCAGUGCUCAUUCGCAUGCGAACCCCACCCACCCUCCCCCUGCACAGAAUACAUUGGCUUCCUUUUGGGAAGUUUUAAAGUGGCGCAAUAAACUGAUUUAGAGUGUGUGUGUGUGUGUGUGUAUGUAUGUAAACAAAAAUAUCACUGUAUCCUUUUUGAUAAAAAAAAAAAAUUGUACAUAUCUGUGUGUAUGUAUGUUUUAAUAUUCUGAAUGUUUUAUUCUGUAAGCACAUUUUAAGUUCAUGCUUUGUUACAUAUGAUGUAUCACUGUUCUGUUUUUUUGCUUUGUUUUUCUUGUUUAGAUACCUGCAGCACUCAGCAUUUUAUAAAUAAGGUAUUGCUGAAUGUAAGCAGAGCAUGGGUUAGGAAGUAUUAACAAAUGUAUGUUCCCGUUUAAUAUAAAAUAUUCAUAACUAUCAAAUUAAAAUAGUUGCUAUUAUAAAACACCCUUUAAUAUUUUAAGUUUUUUCUGUUCAAGUGCUGUUUGAAUAAAUGGCACGUAUUUUUAUGUAUAUUUACUGCAUUAGUCUUUGUAUAUUGGAGACUAGCCAUCUUUAUUACACACACGAAGGCUUCUCUGGUGUUUACAAGUGUCUUAAGUAGUGCAUUGAUUAAUUCUUAUAGUGGUUGUGGACAUUUUUAAUAUGUAAACACUUGAUGUUAAUUUGAAGAGUAUUCCUUUAUGGCCAAGCUUCUACACAUGUAUUCCCUCUGAGGGUUUAAUACUGCAGUAGUAACAUUGCAGUCACGGGAAAUAGAAAGUACACAGUCUUUGAAUUCUAUGGUUUUACAGAUCAGGACAUAUCAAUCAUCUGUUCUCUAGCAGAUCUUAAAAUUAGGUAAGUACGACCCCAGAUGAACAACAACACAUGACAUUACAUGUCCUGAUUUAUUUUGCCAAAAUGGAGAAGCCACUUGUGGAAAAAACAAGUACACCCAGUGGCAGAACUGCAGGGGAUGCAGCUGUGACCGGGUUCGUCACUCCAAGGGGCCCGGCCGCCCUGUGGACCCCUGCGACUGGGUCCCUCCGGCCAUGUGUUCCUGGCCCGCGCAGUAUUACCACUGGGGCCACAUGUUAAGGGGUCCAUUGGGUGGCCCAUGCUGUUCAUUUCCAGUGGGCCAGGUGCAGUGCUUUAACAGCACGACUGAGCCCCCUUUGAUGACAUCAGAGCGCAGGGAGGAAGUGACUGCCCCGGUUAUUUCCUUCCUUUAAUCACAGAACGCGCGUGGGAGGAGUACAGGAGGGAGUCAGAGUGGGCACUCUGACUCCCAUCAGCCUGAGCCACUCGACCCUUGGGAAAAUCACCCUCAUGCACCUAAAAGGUAGGAAACAGGAGGGUGACAUUUUAGCCUGUGUGUGUCUACAUCUAUGUGGGGGGGGGAGGGGGGCGGACAAAACCGUUGCCAAUCUUUCCAGGAGUGGACGUCCCAGCAAAUUCACCCCAUGGUCAAAAUGUGCAAUGCUCAGAACUUGCAACAAAAAAAGUUGCAUCACAGACUCUACAAGCCUCAGGUAAGGUGUUAAAUGUUAAAGUUCAUGAACAUACAAACAAGACUGAACAAGUGUAGUUGGUUUGGAAGGGUUGUCAGGAGAACCCUCUAAACCUCUCUAAAAAGAACAUUGUAGCACGACUUGGCUUUGCAAAUUUGCAUCUGAACAAACCACAAUACUUCUAGAACAAUGUCAUUUGAACAGAUUAAACCAAAGUGAUGUUUGGCCAUAAUGCACAGCGCCUUGUUUGCAUAAAAUCAAACACUGCAUAGCAACAGAAGCAGCUCAUUCCACCUGUCGAGCACGUUGGUGCAGGGGAGAUAUGUGCCUGUUUUGCAGUCACAGGACCUGGGAACCUUGCAGUUGAUUUGACCGGGAACUCCUCUGUAUACUGUACCCAAGUAUUCUAGAGUAAAAUGUGAGGCCAUCUGUCCAACAGCUAAAGAUUGGCCGAAAUUGGCUGCUGCAACAGCAGAAGAAUGAAUCUAAGCACACCAGCCAAUCUACAAGAGAAUGGCUGAAAAAGAAAAUAAUCAAGGUGUUACAAUGGACCUGUCAAAGUCCAGAUCUCAAUCCAAUUGAAAUGCUGUAGUGGAACCUUAAGAGAGCUGUGCGUAAACAAAUGUCUGCAGACCACAAUGAACUGAAGCAAUGUUGUAACGAAGUGGGCCAAAAUUUCUCCAAAGUCAUACAGAAAACGAUGACUUCAAGUUAUUGAUGCUAAAGAUUGUUCUACAAGCUAUUGAAUCAUUAGGUGUACUUAUUUUUUCCACACAUGGCUUCUCCAUUGAGGCUUUAUUUUUGUUAAAUCAUGACUUGGUGUAAAAUGUUAUGUAUUGUUCAUCAAAUUUAUAUAAUUUUAGUACCUGCUAAGGAACAGAUGAUUAUGUCACACAUUCUUUUCUCAUGACUGUAAAUAAAUGUUACAAAAAGAAAACUUAAAUUGUUAGUGUGUGUGGGUAUUUGAAAGCAUGGACAAUUGUUUGAAAGUUUUAUACAUACAUGUAUAUUUGUGUUUAUGUCUCAAUUGACUGUACAUGUUACUGAUCAUUUGAACCCGUCUAAGGUUCUCUUUGACGAAUACUUAUUUUGUGUCAACUCUGAAUGCAUGUUCUGACAUAAGCUCCUUUGCCAAGUACACCCCUUGCAGACAUGUAAUUUCCACGUCUUCUUAAUACCUUGCUAGUGCCAACUUUUUUUUUUUUUUUUUUUUAUAUACACAAACGCAUCAAAAACCAACUUGGAAAAAAUGAUGCAGGCAUUGAUGGUCUUGGGCUUGUAUUUGUGCAGCGCUGCCCCAGGAAGCACAUCUAUUAGUCAUCUAAGGAGUGGCAAUUGCAGGUAUCCAUGGGCUCAGGGGCGUAAGUAGAAACCACAGGGCCCCGGAGCGAAAAUUGGCCAGCCACACCCCCCCUCGCCACCCUCUUCCUAUAGGUCUAUCGUUCCCCUCCCAUACGUUACCCCCUCAAGCCACACAUGCAAACAACAGAUACGGACACUCACAUACCUUUCCCACUCUGACUCCCUCUCCUUCCUCCCGCAUGGCUCCCAUUGGUUGCUGGGAGGAAGUGACUGGGGCAGUCACUUUCUCCCAGCCUCUGCCAUCAUCAGAGGGUGGUGGUGCUGUUAAAGAGUUGACUGGGCCCCCUGGAAUUACAUAGCAUCAGAUGGCCCUAACAGCAUGUUGAGACACCUGACACGUGCAUAAUUUGACUCCUUCCUAUACAGUACAGAGAUACUUCUAAAAUACAUAGAGCGGAGUAUAAUACAGAGAUGCUCAUUCAAUAAAACAAGCUGGGCACAACCUGAAAUCUAUAAAAUACACAGAGCGUAGUACAGUACAGAGAUAACUAUACCACAAACAGAGCUGAGAAAAAUAGAGAUAUAAUACACAGAGCUUAGCACGAUACAAAUGUACCUAUACAAUACACAGAGCUGGGUUGAUUAUGGAUAUGCCCAUACAAAAGACAGAGCUGGGCACAGUAAGGAGAUAACAUAACUGUCUUACACAACCAGGGUCACUGUGAUGGCUUACACAGAGUUGCAAUACAGAGAUCAACAUAGUACAUGUCUCUGUAAAAUGCUGGAUCUCUCUCCUCUCUCUCCCCUCCCCUCCCACACAGGGUUAAAGCAGCAGGAUACGGCUAUAUUACUUAUUACCCUGCAGCUGGCAAUCUAAUUAAUCUGCAUUUGUAAUAUGAAGCUAACAAGUAGCUGACAUGGUUAACAGAAUCAACAAUCAUUACAGAUUAAAACAGAUUGAAAUCAGUAACAGCCCCUGCCCUGCUUUUUGAAGCCUCAUAAUGUUUCAAUUAGCCACAGGAUAAGUGUCUCUGGUCUCAGCUGUAGUGUGUAUGUGCAGUAGGGGUAAAUAUCCCUAUCAGUGACAGGCAGCACAGUGCUCUGUGUCAUAAACCCCCCCCCUUCCCUUGUCACCCCUAGGCUAUAUAUACAUAUAUAUUUUAUUUACUCAAAUUUAUUUACUCAAAUAAUAUAUAAAUUAUUUGAGUAAAUAAAUUUGUUUAUCCAGUCUACAGUUACUAGGGCUAUUGGGGGAGAGAAAAAGACAUUAUAAACUUUACAUUUGGCAGGGGCCAGGAGCUGCGGCUGCUGCUGUGCUUUAUUUCCACGAUGGCAUCUUGCUUCUCUCUCGUGUGUACAGUAACACCACCCUUUGGCGUUAUCAGCCAGUGAGAGGCCAAUAGCAUGCCUUCACUCAUGGGCAGCUGGCUCUGCUGCUUGAAUGGCAACUCAAUGACAAUUCCUGAAAUUUCUUCUAAAAGGACACUAGGCAUGUGCAAAACCUGCUGAAAUAGCAAAUUUUAAACCUGCUCCAAUUUUUUUUGUCUCAUGCAAGCCUCUUCUCCAAAUGGCGAACAAUGAGGGCCAUGCACAAUUGAAACCUGUUACAGACUAUUUUCUUUUUUUUCAUAUUUUUUUUUUUUUUUGAUUUACCAUCUUCCCCUCCAGAAAAAAAAUCUUCAUGUUAGUGCAUUAAAAAGCAAGCAGCCCAGACUUUUCCAGCACAAGCUCCCACGUCUAGAGUCUAAAAUCGGGGUGCCUAACUGGUCAACCCACACAUACGGACAGCUGCUACCACUUCAAAAAACCGGGAGAGGAAGCUGCACCGGAUGAUGCCCUUCACGGGGGUCAAAGACACAAGAAAAGCCCGUUUGAGGCUUGUGGCCUACACGCGACCGAGUCACAUGAAACUGCCUAUGCAACCUACUUAUCAAGCGAAGCAAUUAUUGUUUUAGCCUUAACGAGACAGUUGUACAGACCAACUUAACGUUCUAAGCCCUGACAUGAGCCGAAUAUAUAUCUAGCCUGCCCGAAGUCAUAUAAGGUUUGCGCAACUAACCCACUUAUAUCUUAAAAAUGUGCCUGUUAAACAAUUAUGAUGUUGAGCUCAAGGACUGCCGUUGGGGCACCACGAGCCUGUAUGUUUCACCUUGCAUGCACAAGAAAAAUAUAAAAAAAAUAAAAACAGGUGGCCCUUAUAGUUAAGCCUCCUCUUCCCAUAAGCAAUGCAUUGUAAAGCGCUGCAGAAUUUGUUGGCACUAUAUAAAUAAUAACAUAAUAAUUAUGUGUAUAGCAAAGCUGUAUGGGAGACAAUGCUCAAUAACCUACAAGGGGAUUGUGGCAUAAGUGGUGUAUCACCAAAGCGCCCUUCCAAUCAUCUGUUCAAGAAAGUGAUAGGAAACAUAUCUUGGCUUCAGAUAAUACACAGCCAGGUUCACCAUAUAGUGACGGUGUUUUAAUAUUUGCUGAGCCACAGAGCAGCAUGCACAGUCUGCUGCUUGGCUCAUCCUUCUGUGAAGAAAAAAAGCGCCUCUGCUUUCAGAUAAAAGUGCACAUUUAGACCGGUAUAUAUUCAUUCUAUCAGUGCUCGACAAAUCUCAUGUGCCUGAUCGCCAUGGCGACUAGAAAUUUUGUCCUGGUGUCUGGGUGUUUGUGAGCCUGCUUAGACCCCCGAGGUGACCAUCUCAGAGCUUAGGUGGCUGGCUGAAGGAGAGCACAGGUGGCGAGGGAGCUUUUAUCUUCUUUGCUCUGCUGCCUUGCGCGCCCUGCAGUGAUGCCGGGUGCUGGAAUAUGAUGUCAUAUCACCAAACAGCGUGCUAGAGAGCAGAGCAAGAAGAGCUUGAAGAUGAUCAAAGGAGCUCCCCGCGAGCUCUCCCAAUGGUAGGGAGGCUGAGUGGACUUAAUUUAAAAUCGCACAUAACAAUAAUUUUGAGUUUGUGAGAAAAUGUGUGUGGUGUUGCAGAAAGAGUGUGUCUAUCUGUCAGUGGGUGUGUCUGUUGGUGUGUGUCAAAUCAGUGGGGUUUUUUUGUGCAUUAGUGUCUGUCAGUGAGUUUGUCUGUUUAGGUGACUGGCCCACUCCAAUCACAUGGGAAAUGUGUUUUUACUCACCUUUUUCCCAAACUCUAACAGUUUCACACUGCAUCCAUGGCUGAGAUAAUCUAUCUUGAGGAUCACCGCCAAUCGCAUUAAGAGGCCACACUGCACAUUCAGCAUUUCCUCAUAGUGAUACAUUAAAACAAUGCAUUUCUGUGGGGAAUAUUCAGGGUUUCCAUGCCAAGCAUGGAGAUGCUGAACAUAGGUGCUGUACCUUUUGAGGUUAAACCAUUUGUGAACAUUUUACUCCCUGAACUGUUCUCUCCAGCAAUAUUGAGUCCUGCCCCAAUCCUUCCAUUUCUGACAUCCGGGACUCCGCAGAUUGGCUGAGGGCAUCAGCUGUAUACGCAAGUUUCACAAACGGUUUAACCACUUAAAUAAAACCUGGCACCAGGGACCUCUUGUCACUAUAACAACUUAAUUGUUUAGUAUACCCUACAUUUAGCAAAUAUGUGUUCUGAGAAAUCUAAAGAAGAAAAAUAAAAUAAGUGUAGAAAUCCGAAAUGCUGUAUCUAUCAUUCUACUGAGCCCAUUUAUUUUGACCCUAGAACAAUCCUCAUAAAUGUUGCUUUUUGGCAUUAAAUAUUAAAGAACCACGAAUGUCACCAAGAUCACUUCAUAUAUGCACAAUAACUGCUUUGUCUAAAUUAAGUGGCUGGAGUCUCCUAGUACUGUCCUAAUGCUAAACAAGAGUAUCCAGCAGUCUAUGCCCUGUGUGCUGCUUGGGAUAACAAAGGUGCAUGUAGUUUAAUGCUGAAUGUGGUGACCAUACCAGGCAAUUCCAAUCACUAUAACAAAAUAAAUGAGAUGCCUUCCGUGUCUCUUUUGAUCUGUGUUUUAUUUGACCAUUGCUUUUAGUCUAAUUUUUUCUUCUUCUCAUUUUUACACAGGAUGUAGACAUUGUGGUUGCUCCCUGCCGCUGCUCCCAGGCUGUGACUACAACUUUGGAUGAUUAUAUUGCCCUUGUACAAGCCAUUGUUGUUUAUGCAGUAAAUGAAGAGCUUCUAACUACACAGGAAGAGGAAGAGCUUUCUGAAAUAAAGGUGAAAUAUAAGCUUCCAGUUUUCUUUAUCCGAACAACUCCCUCCAAGGAUAAGAUAAUUGGAGGUACAGACACAGGGCGCUCUGCUCUACAUGAGCAACUGACUGAACUUGGGUAUCUGAAAAAGGGGGUAUGCAGCUGUGGGGCUGCUGGGUCAGGUAGCCCUGGCCCCAGCAUUCUAGUGGAACAGUUUGAAAAGUUUCGCCAGUUGAGCACAUUCUCACGGCAGGUUCUCCAGAUGCAUCUGGUGGAUGCAGCGAUGGUGCUUAAUAUGGUGCACAGCCGCUGCUUGGACUUGUUUAUCAAUAAGGCAUUUGACAUGAGGAGAGACCUACAAAUAACCCCAAAGCGAUUGGAGUAUACACGUCAGAAAGAGAGUGAACUAUAUGAGUCCCUGAUGCGAAUAUCUGAUCGUAAACAAGAGGAGCUGAAAGACAUGAUUGUGGAAACUCUAAACAGCAUGAGGGAACAACUCCUUGAUGAUGCCGCAAACAUGGAGUUCAGGGGUGAGUGUAUGGCCAUAGGCAUUUUGAUAUUGGCAAGGGCUUGAGGUUUCUAUUUUUUUUGUUUGGUUAUUUUUUUUUUCUUUUUGUCUUAUUAAAUACUUAUCCUUUGUUUUGUAAUUUUGCCACUAGAUAUCACCAUCCCACAGAAUGGAGAACCUAUUGGUGCACAGGAGGUAAAGUGCUGCAUUUUUCAGAUCAAAGAAUUGAUUAUCUCACGGCUCAACCAAGCCGUGGUCAAUAAGCUGAUUAGUUCAGUGGACUAUUUGCGGGAAAGCUUUGUGGGAACACUUGAAAGGUGUCUUCGUAGUCUGGAGAAAUCUCAGCAGGAGUCAGCCUCCGUAACCAGCAACCAUCUGAAGCAGGUAAGAAGACACUUUCACUAUAGCUUUUAUGGCAUAGGAUAUGACUUAAGCCAUUGGCUAAUUGCCGACACACAGAUUUAUCUUAUCGAGAAAUUUGACAGUUUGUCCAUCUUGCAGCUUUACAUAUUGUUUUCUGCUGUAGUUUAGUUUUUUUUUUUUUUACUAUUUAUAGACCAAAUGCUACCUUAUAUGUUGUAGUAUGAACACUACUGUUUAUAUUCUGCUCUCUGAAGUAUCCUUUUGGGGUUUGUUGUACAUUUUACAUUUUUGUAAGACUUUACCAAAUUUCAGUUAUAGUGUGUCUGGCUUUUGAGUGAUGGAUUGGCAUCUAAACAAAUAUCUGUCCUCUCUUCAGAUAUUAAAUGCUGCAUAUCAUGUGGAAGUCACUUUCAAUUCAGGUUCCACAGUUACCAGAAUGGUUUGGGAACAGAUUGUGCAGGUAAGGUUGAGAUACAAACCUGCUAAUGCUAACUUAGCUGCCUAAAUGCCCAUUUUUGCUAAUAGGACACCUGGUGCUUGUAGACUGAAGGGUGGGGGGAAGGGGUGGUAGCAGUGAUGGUGGUUAUAUGAUAUAAGUGGUUUAAUUGAUUAUAAAGUCUUAUGUACUGCUUGUAAAGAGUCCCCAAAAAAUUGUAUGUUACAAUUUUAUAUUUUUUCUACAGUAACUACAUGUUUGUUAACCUUAAACCCAGUUCUCCCACAACCGCUGCAAAUCACAUUUUCCUUAUCUCAUAAAUUUAGAUUAUCCAGCGCAUCACCUGGGUGAGCCCACCUGCGAUAACGCCAGAGUGGAAGCGCAGGGUGGCCCAAGAUGCCAUAGAGAGCCUAAGUGCUUCCAAGCUUGCCAAAAGCAUCUGCAGUCAAUUUUGUAAGCGACUCAAGAGUUCCCACGAGGCGUUUGCAGGUUCACUCAAGCAGGUACGAUUUGCUGAUUCUAAAAUGUUUAACAUGCAAAGGAUGAAUGUUGUAGGGUUUAAUGCAGACAAUAAAAUAUUGCCUAGCAUUAUUGUCUAGCACUAAAGUCUAACAGCUUGCUGUGUAGAGUGGUACAGACUUGUGGGUGACUCAAAUUAAUUUUUAAUUAGUAGCAAAAAUGUCAAGAAGUGCAGCAAAAGACACUGCCGAACACAUCCAAUCCCAUACACAUUGUUUUACAGGUAUUUUAAAGUACGUUUGUGAAAUUUUUACUAGGUAAUUAGAGCACAUAAAAAAUAUUUACAACAAAUAGAACGGUACAAAAAUAUCAAGCACCUAACUGAAUAUAUGGCAAAUACAGUAGAUUGGUGGUUUUUCUGAGUGCAAUGAGUCGCUUAAUGUGGAUAAUCUUGUUCCUGGCACUGUUUGGUUACUUCAUCCUAGAGUUAAGAUUAAAAAAAAACUAUUUAAAUACAUGUGCCUUUAGAAAAAAAAAAAAUCUUACAUUUUAAUACAAAGAAGAUAAAUGACAACAUUGCAUUUUACAAUUAAAAAAUGGGGGGGAGGUGGCAAAAAAUUUAAUGAAAUUAGCUGGGUGUGUUUUGCCUCUUGUUUUGGAGGGCAAAAAAAAUAAAAUAAACAAAAACCCAACCCUACUAAAGAAGCAUAUUGACUGUUGGCAAUUUGGAUUUUAAUUCUACUAUUUGCUUAGGAUGGCAAUAUAACUGGCUACCAUGAUGGUAAAUAAUAACCAAAAUAACUGGCUGCCAUGAUGGUAAAUAAUAACCAAAAUAACUGGCUACCAUGAUGGUAAAUAAUCUAAUAAAGGAUCAUAGCCGUUCAUGCAGUUAUAGAAUGUACCACUGACAGAACGUUUGUGGAGCUUUCUUUUAAUAUUAAUUUUCACUUUAAUACUAUUGUUUUUUUUCCCCUGUAUUAUAAGACAUGCUAUGGCUAAAUAUAAAUAUAUGGCUUGGUUUUUACCUCGAGCCAUUUCUCUUGGGAAGAUGGCCAAUGCAAGUCAUGAUCCCAGAAAGGUCUCUGACCAAUUCAUUUCUAUAAAGUCAUGUCAAUACUCUCCCGUUUAGAUCUCAUUCUGCAGAAAAAGAACCCCCAAAACCUCCUGUACAUAGAAUGGUAUAUUUCUCAUGAAAAUUCGAUAUAGUUUAAUUAUCCACUUUGUGUCUCUUCUAGUCUUAGCAGACCAUAUAAGUAAAAAUGCUUUCUUUGGUGACAGUCCCACUUUUAGUACUUUAGGCCACUUUUCAGAGCAAGUCACUUUUUAUAUGCAGUACAUUAUGAGUUUGCCUUUCAAUGUAAGUUGUGGCCUCUGCACAUGUUAAGAACUGACAUGACCUGUAGAAAUAUUGAGGCUUAGUUGUGGAGUGUGGGUUAUAGUGCUCAUUAUUUUGUGAUGCAAAGUACAUUUAACCAUAUUCCUUUUGAUUAAUUUACUCCCCUGCCCUUCCAUGUGUCUCAUUCGCCCAGCCCCUCCAUGCAUCUCAUUAGCCCCCCAUUUGACCUAUUAGCUCUCUCCCAGCCUUGUAUGUGGCUCAGUAGCCCCCCCCCCCCCAGGUGUCCCAUUAGCCUCUCGGCCCUCCAUGUGUCCCUAUACUCCAUCCCAUCCCUUCGUGUCCCUAUACCACCCCUCUAGACCUUCAUGUGUCCCUAGAGUCGCCCGGACCCAUGUGUCAGUAGAGCCCCCACGUGUCCCAUUAUAGCCCCCCUCUACAGCCCCCACGUGUCCCAUUAUAGCCCCCCUCUACAUCCCUCACGUGUCCCAUUAUAGCCCCUCUCUACAGCCCCCACGUGUCCCAUUAUAGCCCCCUCUUCAGCCUCCAUGUGUCCUUUAAUAUAGCUCUCUCUUCAGCCCCCACAUGUCCCAUUAUAGCCCCCUCUUCAGCCCCCACGUGUCCCUUAAUAUAGCUCUCCCAGUAGGCCUGUACCUUGCUGUAGCGUGACCGAGCAGGAAGACCGCGGUAGAGAAGUUUCUGUUCCCCUACCUGGUCUGACAGGAAGCAGUUAUGUGCUCUCUGUUACUGUUACUGUGUAAUUAUGCCAGCCCACCGGGAAAUUUCCUGGUAUCCCGGUGGACCAGUCCAGCCCUGCCCCAAGAACACCAUCCCCACCGUCAAACAUGGAGGUGGAAACAUUAUGCUUUGGGGGUGUUUUUCUGCUAAGGGGACAGGACAGCUGCAUCGUAUCAAAGGGAUGAUGGACGUGCCAUGUACAGUCAAAUCUUGGGUGCGAACCUCCUUCCCUCAGCCAGGACAUUGAAAAUGGGUUGUGGAUGGGUAUUCCAGCAUGACAAUGACCCAAAACACACAGCCAAGGCAACAAAGGAAUGGCUCAGGAAGAAGCACAUUAAGGUCCUGGAGUGGCCUAGCAAGUCUCCAGACCUUAAUCCCAUAGAAAACUUGUGGAGGGAGCUGAAGGUUCGAGUUGCCAAACAUCAGCCUCGAAACCUUAAUGACUUGGAGAGGAUCUGCAAAGAGGAGUGGGACAAAAUCCCUCCUGAGAUGUGUGCAAACCUGGUGGCCAACUACAAGAAACAUCUGACCUCUGAUUGCCAACAAGGGUUUUGCCACCAAGUACUAAGUCGAAGGGGUCAAAUACUUAUUUCACUCGUUGACAUGCAAAUCAAUUUAUAACUUUUUUUCGACAUGCGUUUUUCUAGAUUUUUUGUUUUGUUCUGUCUCUCACUGUUAAUACACCUACCAUUAAAUUUAUAGACUGAUAAUUUCUUUGUCAGUGGGCAAACGCUCAAAAUCAGCAGGGGAUCAAAUACUUUCCCCCUCACUGUAAAUAGGGCCCUGAAAUAAGGCACCAGGGAGGGGUGCUGGGAGUCUGGAUUUAUAGUUAUGAAACCAUGAAGUUUCUAUAUCUGAUUUUAAAUUAGAAUGACAGCCCCCUCUUUGUGCCAAAACAUACAUUUAGAAACAUCCAUCAUAUUCUGCAAUGCAUUCUAUAAUGCUUGUAACUUUCAGUUUACAUUAACACUAUACUUAUAUUAGUUUUUUUUUUUAAUUUUUUUUUUGUCUUUUGUAGCUGGAAGUUGGUCACUGUGGCAGACUUGAAAAAACAGAAGAUCUGUGGCUUAAAGUUCGUAAAGAUCAUGCUCCACGUUUAGCACGUCUGUCUUUGGAGAGCCGUUCCCUGCAGGAUAUGUUGUUACAUGGUAAGUAGUAACAGCAAAUACUUCAAAGGCUAAUGGAUGAGGGGGAUAUAGGAAGGGACUUGGGAGACCUUUUUGUUUUUCUCAUAUGCUAUUAAAGGGGAGGGGGGGGGAGAUUUUGUUUUGUGUUAUGAGUUAUAACUGAAUAUUCCCAUCUAUGCAUACAUUAAGGUUUGUGUUCAUGUAUUCUGCUCUUGCAUGUGAAAAGCUGAAAUUAAGGCUUCCAUUAAUUAUAGAACUGAAGCCCACUUGGCAUGUUUUAGACAGGUGGCUACUAUUGAUUUCUGUGGUCAAGCAGUCCAUGUGUUUGUUUUUAACCAUGCAGUUCUUAAAUUAUGCAGGCAUUAUGCACAUGUACAGUCAUUGUUUUUUUAUUCUGAAUCUCACAAUGCGUAGCUAAACUUUAAAUCUCAAGUGUGAUCUUCCGUUCGCAGAUAUUCUUCAUUUUAAAAUGCAUGUUAAGUUUUUGCAGUGUCAUACGUUAGCCAUGAAACAGUUUGGUGGAGCAAGAGAGUUUUAGUUAUUUACACCAGGGCCGGACUGGGAAAAAAAUUCGGCCCGGGCAUUUUUUUAUCACAGCGGCCCACUAAGAAGGUGGCGGGGCAGAAAGGGUGUGUUUUGUCAUCACUCAUGACAAACACGCCCCCUCUCAAAGUGAGCAUGUUGGUUCAAUGCUCUUCCAGGGCAGACCAUGCGCAGAGCUCUGCUGAAGAACUCUAGCAUGAGAAAAAAAGCCCUGUAUUUGUUCUGCACAGUGCAAGCAAAUUUAAUAACAUGAUUGCACUGUGUUUCCUUGCAACUUGUCUCUGGUGUCUCGAUAAAUGGAUACCAGGAGACAAAAGGGCCAGGAAAGAGUAUUGUGCAUGUGUUUGGAGGCUGCUUGUGGUAUUGCGUGUGUGCAGAGUGAGCUGGUCGUGGUGUGGUAUUUAGUCGUGUUUGUGGUGUAAUGUAAUGCAUAUGUGGCUAGGGGCUGUAGAUAAUGUGUGUGUGUAUAGGGGAUGUAGCAAGUGUGUGCAUCCGUUAUAUACGCACGCUCACUAGAUCUCCUAUACAUAGUCAGGCUAUAGUGUGUGUGUGUGUGUGUGUGUGUGUGUAUAUAGGUGAUGUAGUGUUUGUAGAGAGUGUGUUCAAGGAAUGUAGUAUGUGUUUGCUUACAAGGAAUCUAGUGUGCGUAUAGGGGAUCCAGAGAGUGUGUGUGUGUAUAUGUAUGUGUGUAUAUAUAUCUCCGUAUCUCCAUCCGUAUCUCCAUCCGUAUCUCCAUCCGUAUCUCCAUCCGUAUCUCCAUCCGUAUCUCCAUCCUUAUCUCCAUCCUUAUCUCCAUCCUUAUCUGGACCCAGACUAUGUAUAGGAGAUCUAGUGUGUGUAUGUGUGUAGAUGAUCCAGAGUUGGGUAAAGGAUCUAGUGUGUGUAUGUGUGUAGAUGAUCCAGAGUUGGGUAAAGGAUCUAGUGUGUGUAGAUGAUCCAGAGUUGGGUAAAGGAUCUUGUGUGUGUAGAUGAUCCAGAGUUGGGUAAAGGAUCUAGUGUGUGUAGAUGAUCCAGAGUUGGGUAAAGGAUCUUGUGUGUGUAGAUGAUCCAGAGUUGGGUAAAGGAUCUAGUGUGUGUCUGGAAUGUAAUGUGUUUAGGGGUGAUGUGUGUGUGUGUGUGUGUGUGUGUGUAUGUGUGUAUAUAUAUAUAUAUAUAUAUAUAUAUAUAUAUGUAUAUGUAUAUGUAUAUGUAUGUGUAUAUGUAUGUGUAUAUAUGUAUAUAUGUUUGGAAGUAUUGUGUAUGUGUGUGAUGCAGUGUAUCGGGGGGUUGUGUGUGUGAGGGUGCUGUAUGUGAUUGAUUUGUAUGAGGGUGCUGUGUAUGAUGUGUGAGAGUGCUGAGUGCUGUGUGUGAGAGUGUCGUGUGUGUGAUGUGUGUGAGUGCUGUUUAUAAAUGUUGUGUGUUGGGGUAAAUAAACAAAUACAAAAUUUAAGUGGUGUUAAAUAUACAAAUAAAAUAAAAAAACUAUGGGGGGGUAAAUAAACAAUAAAAAAAAAUUUAAAAAAACAAGCAGGCAUUAAAUCCCCCCCCUCCCUCCUUACCUUUAGCCUGGGAGGGGGGGACAGGCACGUGGUGUCUGGGAGGGGAGGGACCGGCACUCGCACGCCAUCCCUGGUGGUCCAGUGGUGAGUGAACUCUAGCCUGAGGCCUGAUUUACACAUACAAAAACAAGCAAUACAGUGCUGAGAAUUUUCAUUUUCACUUUUCUUUUCCAUCACCUAUCCUAGCUUUUGAGUUUGUAGUAAAGAUGGGGCAGCAUUACGGGUUUCUCUUAAAGAGAUUAAUCAUAGACAAAUAUCUGGUUCUGGUCCAUAAGUCUCCUAUCUGAGCAACACUUGCUCAGUUGUGUUUAACAUGAAUUCCAGAGCUGACAGGCUUUGCUGCAGUCACGAAGUUUGUCAUACAAAGACCCUAUGGGACAGUAUGGAUGCAAAUGAGGGAGGCAGCGAAAUACAGUCUCACAUGUUUCUCUAAGAGCCGGCUAACUACACUUCUUUUUGUGUAACCAAAUCAUUGUUAACCUUUUUGGUCAACUUUUUUUGUUGCAUUUGUAAUCUUCUAUAUAGCUCAGUGCUGAGACCAUACCAUGGCAUCAAUGUUAAUUUUGUCAACUAAUCAUUUUAAAACUAGACUAAAACUAAAACCAUUCAGAUGACUAGGAUUACAAUUAAAUAAAAAAUUGCUACCAAAAUACACACUGUAUUGCAUGGUAUAAGCACUUAAAGCAUCCACAUACUUAAGAUAUUUUUUUUUAAUUGACAAGACCUGACGAACUUCACUUGUAGUUCAAUACCACCAUGGAUCCAAAUGGAAAGGUUAUUGCAUCCAUAUAGUUUGUGGCACCCCCUCGGAUGCCUGUAAUGUUGAGGAAAAAUAAGCAUGUUUUAGUAUUUUGUAAUGGAUUCACCAAGUACACUUCUUUCUUUUCUAAUUGCAGGUAAACCUAGGCUUGGGCGGGAGUUAGGAAGAGGACAGUAUGGAGUAGUAUAUCUGGGUGAAAGCUGGGGAGGGCACUACCCAUGUGCUCUGAAAUCUGUGGUUCCCCCAGAUGAAAAGCACUGGAACGAUCUGGCGUUGGAAUUUCACUACAUGAGGUAAACAUGAAUUUUGCAUUAUGAUGGAUUAGUACAUACAAAAAAUGUUAAGAGUCCAUAUAUUUCAGAAGUCUCGGGAUACAUAGAAAAUUACUUUUUGAAAAAGUGACCAUAUUUGGAUAAAGGCUGCUACCAACGUACUUGCUUGUAACAAGUUGCAAUAGUAGUCUAUAUCUGUAUUGUGUGAUGAAAGGCUGCUUGCUCGCAGUAGACUAGUUAUAAGGCGAAUUAGAAAAGUGGGAUGGUGGGAGGAGGUAUUGUCUCAACUGCACUGAAAAGAAAUGUCGACUCUAGUAGCACUGCUUUCUCUAGUGCAGGGGAAGGUAAUCUCCCACACUCCAGAUGUUGUGGAUUACAUCUCCCCUCAUGCUUUGUCAGCAUUAUGGGAGAUGUGGUCCAUAAAAUCUGUAGUGCCAAAUGUUGCCUUGCACUGCACUAGGACAAUGGAAACCCAUUUGGUACUGGUAGGUGUCUAAUGGCUGUGUUUUUGCAGGGUUUAUUUCGCUGAUAAUGUAUUUGCAAAAUGAUUCACUAAUAAUUUUCCAGUUAAACAAUGUAUUGCAAAUAGAAUGCCAAGUACAUUAUAUGGCUAGAACCUUACAAAAAAAUAGCUAAGCAGUGAGAUUUCUCCAUCCCCCCAUAAGACUUUUCUGCAUGUAGGACAAGUUAUGUGAUUGCAAGUGUUGCCUAUUUUCAUCACAGAUUAUUUGGAAUCCCCCUUCUACUUGUCUGUCUUGUGAAACCGGUUUAGGUGUUGUUUUUUGUUUGUUUGAAUGCCAUGUUUGGGAAUUUCACUGUGGAGUUUUCAUUUCAAACAGAUCUACGUACAGGUGUGGUAUUUCAGUUUUCACAAAUGCCAUAUUCAGAAAUAGAUUUACUGGACCCCUGUCACAAAGGAGUUUUGGGGAAACUGUAACUUAACAGGAUGUUUUAUAUUGUGUUUAUUUACUCCUAUUUAGCAAAUAUGUAUUUGUUAGGUGUGCAGAAAUAAAAUGUAGAACUUAACUACUUUUAUAUCUUGCAACUGGGUGCCUUCAUCUUAGUUCUCGCUCAUUGUAAUAAACUCUGUCCUUUUCAUCUGGCGUUCAGCAUGAAGAAAACAUUCAGUGUAGAGGAGUAAUUAACCCUUUAAGGACACAUGACGUGUGACAUGUCAUGAUUCUCUUUAAUUCCAGAAGUUUGGUCCUUAAGGGGUUAAACAAGGUUUCUAUUUCUCCUCAUUGGAAGUAUGUGCCCUGGCUUUGCAUUGAUGUGAUUUGAAUUGAAAUGACAUGUAACUUGAUCAGUUAUCUUUUAAAUUUACAUUAGAUUUUGCAUCUCAUGAAAAAAGUGAAUACAAAUUAUAGGAGAUUUUCAAUGUCCAGAUGGCCUAUAUUGCGUGCCCCCGUAUUUUUUUGUAUUUUCUUUUUCCCAGUUUUCUUUAUUUUACAUUUAUUUUCUUUUAUUACACCAUUUUUAAAAUGCAACUGUCUGAUUUUUGUUACUCUUGUCUUGCUCUUUCUAGAUCUCUGCCGAAACAUGAGCGUCUUGUAGAUUUGCAUGGUUCUGUGAUUGACUACAGUUAUGGAGGGGGGUCUAGCAUUGCGGUCUUGCUAAUUACAGAACGUCUGCAUAGAGAUCUCUAUGCAGGGCUCAAGGUGAGUUCUCUUGAUGAAAGAUUGAUGGCUCAGUCCUGAAAAGCCAUGGGUAUGAUUUGGUCACCCUUUUUAGCAUGAACACUGAGAGAGAAAUAACACCUCCACUCACAUAAUUUAUGAGUACCACUUUAAUGCACCAUAUUUUAAGCUAAUAUUGCUGUGUAUUUGUAUUUAUUAUUUAUAUUUGUUAAUGCAGUGGGGUCUAGUUUAAUGCUGUAAGUUUGGGGUUAAUUUUGUGGUUGCAGGGUAAUAUAGAAGUUGUGUGGUUUAUUAAUCUAGAUUAAUAUGAUUUGUUUCAAAAAUGUAGUGUCAUGUGAUUCAUAGAAGAUGUUAAGGGUAGUGGUUGGGCAUAGGAUCAGGGGUGGAACGAAAUGUGGUUGAGCCGCCCCAGGAAGCUAAGGAUUGGAGGGCCCGUCGUAUGGAUCUCCAGUUAAGGCCACUGAUGAGUAUUUCUAAUUAUUUAAAGUCAGAUUAGCCAAACUGAAGACAUAACUGAUGUAGAUAUUUUUAUAGUUGUUAUAUUCACCUUAAAGGGACACAUCAGUUGUUCAACAGUAUGUCUAUACCAUCUCCCUGCAGCCUUUUUGGUGUAAACUCUGCGUUUUCCGAGAAAAGUCAAUAUUUACAUUGCUUCCUAAGGACACCUCCAGUGACCACUCUUUAGAUGGCAAUUGGAGGUGUUUCCUGGGGCAGUGCUGCACAGUGCCCAGCACUUACGUUCUGCGUCUCCUGCAUAAAUGUCAGUGUUUGUCCCAGCCCCGCCUCCUUGACGAUCUCCGCCAAUCUAAUGCUUUUCCUAUGGGAAAUGCUAAAGAUGUUAGCCAAGGAGUCAGAUCGGGGCCAGCGUGGCACUGGAAAUAAGGUAAGUUUUCUUAACUUUUUAAGGGGGGCUGCAAGCCAUCUAAAUUAUGCUUUUAACACUGUAGGGUCAGGAAUACAUUUGCGUUCCUUUAAAUUUAAAAUUCACUUCGAAUUUUUACUUUAGUGAAUAAUCCUGACAAUAACCCGUUUUUUGCUGCAGGCAAAGGCUACCAUGAAAUUACUCCUGUAUGCCCUAUGUCUAGUCACAUGACCAUAAUUUUUAUGGUGUAAAAUAAUUAAAUUUUCUAUGUCCCCAUUAAAGAUAAAAAGGAUCCAUAAAGUAAGCACUGUCCCCUCUAAUUGUGUUAGUUACUAUAUUCAAUUAUAAGUUUGUAGCAUGAUAAAUUGAUUGCUGCAUACUGGUGUGCAUUGUUUGCACUCACUCGAAGUUCAUUCUUUGUACAUUUCCUUGUGACAAAGGUGGACUUGAUCACUAAGUGAAAAUAGCCAGAGGUGAUCUUAGAUUUGUAUUUUACCACUCUCACUUUCUUGAGCUUCAUAGUAGUAAUCAAUUUGAUCCCUUGUCCAUUAAGGAUAGAUCACGUUUAAACUUGUCAUGGAGUACAACAAAUUGAUCCUCCCCAUAGCACUCUACAUUAGUUGGAAUGACCCCACUGGAUCCCCCAGCUUGCAUCUACAUACAUACGCCAAAUACGUUAACCAAAGCAAAUAACUUGUAACUUUCAAAAACAAAGCCAUCCUUUGCUAAAGAGGUGCCCUUGGCAAGGAAAAUGUCUAGCAUUGUCCCCAGUUCUUCAUAUAAACCAAUUUAAACAACCAGAUGUAUGCACACAUGUAACUUGCCACAUAUCCCAACCUAAUUCAUAACAUGCUAACACACCCAUAAACACACAUUAACAUGCAUACAGACAUUUGUAGUGGUUAUGAUGCCAGGAGUACCCUUGUCUGUGGUCUGGCACCGAGGAUCUGCUAUGGCCGUUGACAUGCUACGGUGCACCAUAGGUGUGAGAUCUGCAAUAGAGCAGCUCUUAUUCUUGCAUCCUGAGUGAGCUGGAGUCAUCUUCGAUGGUUCCCACAUUUGAAGUGCCAUGAACGCAAAGCGCUCAGGGCCGAAAACCUGCCUACUUCCCCCAAACACUUCUAAAAGAUGUAUUCCUUUAACCCCUUUAGGACCAAACUUCUGGAAUAAAAUGGAAUCAUGACAUGUCACACAUGUCAUGUGUCCUUAAGCGGUUAAGCUGGUAUGGGUUGUUCAAAACGUAUUUUUUAGAACAAUUUGACUUCUUACCUGGGAACCACUGGACUUCGUACCCCGCCUCCUCUACAGCUCCAUGAGAGGCAGAGAUCUUGCUCAGGAGCCUUUGUUAGCUAUCCUGAGAGAAACUUUGCAGUGUAGGGCUAGAGCGUUGGCUGAGAGUGUUAGCUGAUCAUAGCUUGGUGGAGAGAGCUUUUAGUUUUCACUGAACAGCAAUGGAGGGGGGCAGGGGCAUCUGAUUUUACUACUUACAGUGGGAAUGGGGGACAGGGUAUGCGUGGCACCAAAACUACUACAGCUCGCUAGCACUACAACUCACCGUACUGGUUAUGGUACCUGGAGUGUUCCUUAAUAAUACCAUUCUAGUCAGUGAAAAGCAGCCUGUCAGACACCGGUAAAAACAUUUUGACAUGGGUGUCAGAGAGAAAGCGAUAGAGGGUGACUGCAACUCUGGGGGUUCGGAAACUUGAUUUAAAGGGGCAGCGAGGAAGGACAUGCAUGUGGAGAGGAACAUAUAGGGAGUGCAUGCAUGGUUGUAAAUGCUUUUAGAAUUGGAUCUCCACCUGCCCUGCUAUUUUUGUUCCGAACUUUGAUAUAUCUUUUAUAUAUAUAUAACGAUGACAAUGUUCAUUUCCUUAAAACACUUGGCUUUCUUGAUAUUAUUGACUUCAUUGUUAAGAUGCCACAACACAAAUAAAGAAUUUAAAAAAAUAAAAUAUUUUUUUUUUGACAUUUAGAAUGGAAUGUGCAUUACCUAUUUGUUAAGGAUUGGCUGCUGACCUAUUUUGAAAUUAUAUCUUUUGUGCAUCACAAGGUAUUUUAAGAACCAGUUUCAUUAGAACAUAUUGCUGUAUUGUACAGAUGCAAGGCACAUACAAUAUCAAUUUAAUUGCUCUUCUGUGAUCACUGUCAUGCCAAAGGAUGAGUUGGCAUUUGAUUAUAUGUUAGGAGUUGUUUUUCUACGUGUUGGGAUAACAUUUAUUGUAGGCUUUGAUCCAACGCCAGGCCUAAGCCAAAAUAUGUAAUGACUAGAUAACGAUCACCAGAGCUAGACAUAGGGUGUCAUACCUAGUGUUGGUGCCUAUGCUUUGACUUUGGGUCAUUCAAAGGACAACAUAAUUUUAAGAAAAUAUGGAGUGGACAAUAAAUUGCCAGGCCAAACCCCUCUGAUACACCCAGGGGUCUGCCCACUGAGAAACAACUAGUUUGAGAUAUAUAUAUAAUGAUGUUGGACUAUCCAGGGAGAGAUUUCUUUUUAACAACUACAUGGAGAACUUCAACAUCUGAAUAUCCCACAAGAAUUAUAUAUCAUAUCUAGAUCUCCGCUUACGGGCAGGGCCCUCUCUACCUUUUGUAUUUGUCUGUGUAUAUUGUAUCUUCUCCACUAAUUGUACUAAUUGUGUGUGGGGUAACCUAAGAUGCCCGGAUAUAAAGUCUUGGUGGUGGCAGUAAAGUGUGUACAAGGGAUUGUAGGAGUUAAUAUUGUAAUUGCUGGGACUUGCAACAUGUAAUCAGGGGUCUGGUGUCAUUAACCCUUUCACUUCCACACUCUCCCCACUGUCUCGGCUGGGCCAAUUGCCCACGCUCGUGACAACAAUAUAAUUAAUGAAUGCACAUGUUUAGAUGCCAUGGGAAUAACCAUCCCCAUCCUCUCACAUGUUUAGCUUUGCAGAGGAUUUUAAAGACAUUUUGUUAAAGCUUUUAGACAGACUUAAAAAGGAAUGCAGCUAUCCGCUCAUUGAGGUUGGUUAAACAGAAAGGUCACAAGAUAAAUGUGUUGUGGCAUACCCUAUACCAGUUAUCCUUAUAUUUUAUCUAGUUAUGCAAUAAAAACACUUAACAUAGUCUCUUGAAACAAUGAAAUUACUUCUAGAUAAUUGUUUUAAUAUUGCCUCUUAUUUUCUAUUUAUUUAUGAAUAUGUGAAGAGAUUUCCCUUCCGGCAAAUUUAUCCUAGCACAGAGUUCUCUAUUGUGUGUUACAAUAAACAGACUGUGUGUGUGAAUGGAAAUGUGUCUAAUGCAGUGGACUGACUCUAUUUUAACGGGUAUGUUAAGGCACAGGGAUUUUUAAAAACAUUUUUAAGUAUAUGACCAGCCAUUCUGAAAUGCGGCCACCAUAAUGUACCCUUUACACUUGGAGAUUACAUUGUGUGUAAUGUCGUGGUGACCAUAACAUUGAUUGUGGUUGCAUUUAAAAAAUAAAAACAUCUUUUAAAUCCCACAGACAUUCAUCUUGACUGUUUUAAAUAUGGCUUUCUACUCUGAAGAUUGCUGUGAAUUACCUUGUCUGGGGAAAAUGGGGACUUAUUUAAUGUAAGAACACACACCUUGUGUGCAGAGGAGGAAGUAUUAUGAGCUGCACUCUCUCAAUGAGGAUUUGCCUUAUAGCUGCAUUGAGUUUUACAGAUGACUGCUGUACUGUGUGAAACUGCAACAGCAGGCAAGUUAGGUUGAGUCAGAUAGCCGUAGAGUCUAACACAACAUGGCUGCUGGGCCAGAUGCUAAUAACCUUUAAAAAAAAAAAUUAGAUUUUUAUUUUAAGGUCAAAUUGGGAAACUUCAAAAACUCCCCAGUCUUCUAUGCUUCCAAUGCGACUACUUUGGCCUUUGAAUUCCUGACAGUGCCCACUUUCUUGAAUCCGACUGAGAAGGAAAUGUAAUUGUUGCAAUAUAUAUGUUAACUCAUUCUGUUAAACAUACAUUGUAGAUACUAUUACUGUUUCAUCUUAUUGAAGUGGUUAUGUCUGUAGUCCCCUGGUCCUUUUCUUAUAGCAUUAAAACUUGUAGAAUGGAAGUCCCAGACGUCCAUCCCCUUGUGUGCUGCUUUGCUGCACAGGCUAAUGCUUCCUCGUUAGCAAAUAUGUUGCUGUGAUUGACGGAGUGUCUGCUGAUGGCUUGCAGCCUAUCACAAUGCCUGUUCCUGGUAUGGAUAGAAGAAAGUGCAUAAUCAAUGCCAAACUCCUAUCUCCAGUGUGGCACUAUUUAGUGUGAAACUACUCAAAAAAGGAUUUUACACCGAUUGGAGAGACAAUACAUGGGGACUUCAGUCCCAAUAAUAAAAAGGAGAUAAUACGAAUAUAGGCCUGUUGGAUAAACUUAGCAAAUGAUUUAAAAAAAUUUCAUAAUAUCAAAACAAUGUAACUUCUAUUAAAAAAAUCAGUCUAUCAAAAUAUUAGAAAAUUUAAAUAUUAAUAUUAAAUAAUUAUAAAAGCUUAGCAAAAACAAAUUUUAAAAGCUUAUCCAACAAUCAAAAGCAUAGAGCUUAUGGUACGUUUUUUUAAGACAAAUGCCAAUAUUUUGCUGUAUGAAUUUGUUCCUAUUCAAUUCCCUUUGCAUGUUUUGCAGGAUGCUUUUAAAGGGUUAUAUGAGUUGGUAUUUUUAGGGUUAGUAUAGCUUGUCUUCUGUGAACUUUCAAAAAUCAUCCCCUAAUAUUGUAUUGUCUGCCUUCAUCUGCUACAGAUUUGAUUUUUAUUUAUUUUUUUAUACAUUGUAAGCAUGUAAAUUAUAGUUCCAAUGCUUUCAUAAGUGCAUUCUGGUGAAGGAGUUGACCAUAAAGGGUCUUAAUGCACCAUGACCACAUCAGUGAUUUAAAGUGGUCAUGGUGCCUAGAGUUUUUGUAUGUGCAGCAUUUUGAUAUGAAACUCUGCACGUACAAAGGUGAAUCAUUCUGCUGCCGACGAUGUAACCCGUCCUCUGGAAGAUGCAUUGGGAGUCAGUAGCCAGGGCCUCCAUAACAUGCCUGUCCUUCCCUCAAUCUGUUCUCCCUGACAUCUCAACCCCUCUGGCGAGGCAGUUAGUAAUUCAAGGAGGCUCCGAGGAGAACCUUGGCAUUGGGAAAGAGGUAAGUUUAAGAUUUGUACAGCCUCAUCAUAUAAAUCUGUCAUAUGUCCAUGAAUCUGAAAACCAUGAAUGUGUAUUUUAGAACAGUGUUUCCUUUUUAAUAUAGGUUUUGUUUGUCGUUUAAGCAGUAUUGUGCUAUCCCUUUAACAGUUGAACAGUACCUCUUUCUUUCCACAGACUGGGCUAGAUUUGGAGACACGGCUGCAGAUAGCACUGGAUGUGGUAGAAGGGAUCCGCUUCUUGCAUAGUCAGGGAUUGGUUCACAGAGACAUCAAAUUAAAGAAUGUUUUGGUAAGCUACAGUUAUUGUAAAUGUACAGUUGUUCACCUUGGUAUUUUUCUUUCAUAGCUGGAUCAAUUGAUAAACCUAAACGCUGCCCGUAAGAAGUAUUUUUUUAAUUUUAUUUCUAUUUAAAUAAAGAUUUCAAGAUUAUCCUUUAAAUUCUUGAUGAUGUGCAGUCCUUAGAAAACUGGUUUGACGUAUUCAUUACUUUUUAAUUUAAAACCGAAAGCAAUUGAUGAUUGCCUUCGUUUAACGUUUUUUUCCAAUAUAUUUUACAUUUUUAAACCCCUUAAAGACCAAAGUUCUCUUUUGGAUGCCAUGUGGAUGUGAUCAAGGCCUUUUUGGUAAUUUUGCCAUGCAUUCAUUCUUUCACAGUUUUUCUUUUUCUGUUCACCAGUAUGUAUUGCAUAUUUUUUUUCCAUAACACAACUCCGAGUCACUGCGGCCCAUAGCUGUGGCACAGCUUUGGGGAUUUUUAGGAGCAGCACUCACUUUGACUCCUUCCAAUGAGCUGUGAGCUGUAUCAGUUAUGGUUCUUUGAGUGUUCCUUCUAAACACUCAAUAAUAAAAUGUGUUUGGAAUAUGUAUUGUUUAAGGGACACUCUAGGCACCCAGACCACUUCAGCUUAAUGAAGUGGUCUGGGUGCCAGGUCCAGCUAGGGUUAACCCAUUUUUUAAUAAACCUAGCAGUUUCAGAGAAACUGCUAUGUUUAUUAAUGGGUUAAGCCUUCCCCCUAAUUCUCUAGUGGCUGUCUCAUUGACAGCCACUAGAGGCGCUUGCGUGCUUCUCACUGUGAUUUUCACAGUGAGAGCACGCAGGCGUCCGUAGGAAAGCAUUAUGAAUGCUUUCGUAUGUGACCGGCUGAAUGCGCGCGCAGCUCUUGCCGCGCGUGCGCAUUCAGCCGACGGGGCGGAACGAAGGAGGAGAGCUCUCCGCCCAGCGCUGGAAAAAGGUAAGUUUAAACCCCUUUCCUCCUUCCAGAGCCGGGCGGGAGUGGGACCCUGAGGGUGGGGGCACCCUCAGGGCACUAUAGUGCCAGGAAAAUGAGUAUGUUUUCCUGGCACUAUAGUGGUCCUUUUAGUUUAAAUUGUACACGAUUAUGGUUACUAAUAUACUGUUAAGAAAAUUAUUUGAUUGGGUUAUUUUGCAGCUGGACAAAAAAAACAGAGCAAAGAUCACUGAUUUGGGGUUCUGCAAACCUGAGGCCAUGAUGUCUGGCAGCAUCGUGGGGACUCCUAUACAUAUGGCACCAGAACUCUUUUCAGGUAGGGAAAUUAAGAGAAUCUGAUCAGGGCGGUUGCUUAGCUACCAUGAAGUGAACUCCCUUACUUGAAAGACAUGCUCCUUUGUGUACUUGUUUCUUAUCAAUAGUAUUUAAAGAACAAUUAUAAUAAUAAAUCCAAAUAUUCAAGUCAUUGUUAAACUUCCUUCAUAUUUAACAUUUAUCAUAAUUGAGCUUCAUAAUUUUGAUAUGAAAAAAUAUUAAAAUGUGUUUAAUUUACAUUUCUAGGAAAGUAUGAUAACUCUGUAGAUGUAUAUGCCUUUGGCAUUCUGUUUUGGUACAUAUGCUCUGGAUCCAUCAAACUCCCUGAAGCCUUCGAACGAUGUUCUAGCAAAGACCACCUUUGGAACAAUGUUAGAAAAGGCAAGUUCUUUGUAAAUAUGCGUAAUAUUACUUGACUUGAAGGGACACUACAGGCACCCAGACCACUUGUUCUUAUUGAAGUGGUCUGGGUGAAGUGUCCAUGUUUUGUGUUUUUUUUGUUUUUUUAUAGAGAAACUUAUAUUUUUACUUUGCAGGGUAAAGGCAGCCUGUAGUGGAGGUCCCCUAGAUCGCCACUAGAGGCGAUUCUUGCUUUUUUUAAAUUCAGGGAAACAACGCUGGAUAUCCUCACGCUUUGCAUGAGGAUGUCCAGUGCCUUGCAAAACCCCAUAGAAAGUAUUGAGUCAAAGGCUGACGUUGGAGAUGGAUAGGGAUCUCGAUACUGGAAAUGGGUAAAUGUUAAAAGAAAUAAAUGUUUAAACACUGCCAUGGAUGGCUGUAGGGGCCUCAGAGGAAGAGAGACACUAUAGUGUUAGGAAUACAGUUUUGUAUUCCUAACACUAUAGUGUUCCUUAAAUAAGUAUAGGCACUGUGUAGUAGUAUUGAAGCUUUCAUUAACACUGCUAAUUGUGUGGACUAUGUCUCUACAGUAUUAUGAGUGGUUUCUCAUGUGCAUUUUUCACUACCAUCCCCUAAUGUUGUAUGGUCUGCCAUCAUGUGCUAAAGAUCCCAAAUACAGUCCCAUUGCUUCCACAAGUAUAUAGUGUAGGAGCUUUCCUUCAAUAGUUAUUCCAACAAAGUGAUUUAAAAUGGUGAUUGUGCCUGGACUUUGUAUUUGCAAUAUUUCACUAUGAAAAGCUGCAUGUAAUGAGUUUAACCUCUCUGCUGCCAGAGGUGUAACUCCACUUCUGGCAGCAUCUUUGAGCUUUCAUCAGCCAGCUUGGAAGUAGUGUUCUGGGCUGGCUAAUGUCAAUUCUGUGCAACUUUCAUUGGCUAACGCUCUCAGCCAAUGAAUGAUGACUUCUGCAACGCAACUUUGCAAAGGUCUGAAGUGUUUCACCGGACGACCAGGGAACAUCUGAAUGUGUCGGGGCUUUGCAACGGUUUGCCCCAUUACCAGGGAACUAAGCCAGGCUGUAGUGCUUAAAGGGACUCUCCAGUGCCAGGAAAACAAACAGUUUUCCUGGCACUGCAGGUCCUCUCCCUUCCACCCCUCCAUCCCAGGUUGCUGAAGGGGUUAAAACCCCUUCAGUGACUUACCUGUAUCCAGCGCCGAUGUCCCUCGGCGCAGGGUUAGGGCUGGCCAUGCUCCUCCCCCGCCGUCAUCCGGCGGGGGAGACCAAUUGAGCCACGCACGCGCAUUAGACCUCCCCAUAGGAAAGCAUUGAAUAAUGCUUUCAGUGCUUUCCAAUGGAGAUUUCAGCAACGCUGGAGGUCCUCACAUAGCGUCUAUGAACACGGAAGUGUCCUCUAGAUAGCCACUAGAGGAGGACUUAAUCCUUCAAGGUAAAUAUUGCAGUUUAUGAAAACUGUAAUAAUUACACUUGCAGGGUUAAGGGUAGUGGGAGUUGGCACCCAGACCACUCCAAUGGGCAGAAGUGGUCUGGGUGCCUGGAAUGUCCCUUUUGGAUAACUGUAGUAACCUUUUUAAUAUAAAGAUAUCUUCCUGUUUGGGUGUUUGCACUUGCACAGAAAUGCCCAUUAAGUGGCUCAUCAGUGUUCAGGAGUCUUUGCAUACCUUGCAGUGACCCUUGAAGACUUCACUCUUGCUAGGUGUGUGCAGAAAGGGGUGUGAAGCUGAAAGUAGAUAUAUUUGAAGCUUUCUCUCACAUGGGCACCACCAUGUUUUUCUUUAGCUUCUGGUGUUUUAUCUGGGAGACUACAAAAUAGAGGUUUGCAGACAAUCUUGCUAGACUCUGGAAUCCUCAACAGACGAAGCCACUAUGCACAAGAAUAUGUAUCCCACCCAGAACUUUUGCUAGCAACAUCUGUGGGGAUUUUACAAAAGUUCUUGGUGGCAGCACCAUUUGGUUGUUGCCUAUAGGAAAAAGUAGUCAGGGACAGGGAUAGGCAACAUGCGAGACUCUAGAUGUUCUGGGCUACAUCUCCCAUGAUGCUUUGCCAACAUUAUGGCUGUAAGAGCAUUAGCAUUACGGGAGAGAUGUCAUCCACAACAGCUAGCAUGCCAAAGGUUGCCUACCCCUCAUGUAGGUCAUUAUACAAUAAUUAACCUUUUCUCUGUGACAUUUUUCGUUCCCAGGUGUACGACCAGAGCGGUUGCCCAUUUUUGAUGAGGAAUGCUGGAAACUGAUGGAGGCUUGUUGGAAUGGAGACCACUCUCAGCGCCCACUCCUAGGAAUUGUGCAGCCCAUGUUGCAAGGUAUCAUGGACCGGCUUUGCAAUACUAAAGUGUCUGGCAAAACCUUGGAAGAUUCCACCUGAUGAGAUUAUAGCAUUUUCAUUUUCUCUACAUGUUCUGUAUUAACGGAUUUCAUAGUCACUUGUAGCCCCUCCUUCGUCAUCUGGAAGAUGCAAAACUCCUUUUAUUGCUUGGCACUUUGCACACACCAAGCUGAAUAAAUGAACCUUGCCCAGGAUAAGCUAUUAAGAGUGCUGCUUUAACAAUUUUCCUUGCACCUAAUUAAGUAAUUUCUUGGGGAAAUCAGCUUGCUGCAUUAUUGUGAGAACAAUGGACCAAUUAUUCCUUUUAUGUAAAUAGUGGCAAAGCGGUUAAUGGACUAAUAGAGGUGGUUAUGUUAUCUCCAUUGGAUGCUCAAACAUUUGGGCAAUUCGAGUUCUAAAGCAAUUUUUUGUAUAAACUCUUACUACAUCAAACAUUCUAUGUUCCCACAGCAUGGCCGGGGAAUGAGUCCAGAACUCUAAGAUAAUACCUUCAGAUCUUCUUGAGUAGUAUUGUGUAAACAAUGUCUCGCUUUUGUGGUGUAUCAACAUCUCCACUAUAUGGUUACUUAAUUCUUCUCUCCAGUUUGAAGACAAGAUACAUAGAUCUCUGUGUUGGACAAUGGAAUGCUAAGAUGCUUCCUGUAUUAAGAAGAAGAAAAUAUUUUCAGUGGUUGCUAUCCUUUUCAGCCCACCCAAGUUUUAGUGUGUACCUGCAAUAUGAAUAUAUUAAUGUAUAAUUGAUGCUUCCUGCUAGCAGGGAGAAAUGCAUUGCAAGAUGUGUUUAACAUUUUAAAACAGGUGUAGGUAGUGUUACAAAACUACUUAAAUUCCUGAAAUUUACUUUUUUUGUGUGCUUAUUACUGCUAUUUUUGUGUGUUUAGGGUGCUAUCUAAUGCACUAUUUUUAUGUUUGUAUUCAUCACCACCCUCCCCCCCCUUAUGUUUAAGGCUAUUAAUGUAAGACAAAUGCUGAAUGUCUAUCAACAUGAUGGUAACCCAGUGAGUACAAUUAAAUGUUUUUUUUGUUUGUGUUUUUUUUGUAAUAGCCAUACCCCUGCUUCAGACCUUCAUGCCUCAUACUAUCUGCCUUCUGCACUUUACAAAGGCAUCAAUCUUUCAUGCAUCCCUGCUUUACCUAUGAAAGACAGAAUUUUCUUUUCAUAUUACCUGAAUUACUUUGCUCAUUAUUCUACUAACAAAGCAGCAAACUGUAAAUACUGGUUGUAGUAGACUGAUCAUUUAGAACUCUGUUAAUAGCUACACUACUUUGAUAACCCGUGGAAAGACUUAGAACUGUUAGAGUCACUGGUGCCUAAUUAUAAAAAAAAAAAGGCUUUCAUGUGAAAUGGCACAAUUAGACACAUUCCAUGUUAGUCAUUCAAUUUUUCCAUGUUACGUUUUAAUGCUUAAAGAACCCUUGCAAUUUAAUAGCACAUUGUAUGUAAUAAGAUCAUUUAAAAAAAAAAAAAAACACUCGCCUGAGUGAAAUGAAACCUGUAUUUCAAUCACCAAUUAAUUGGAAGCAGCUAAACAGCGGGAAUUCAAAUCCUCUUCCGUGAUCACAAAGUCAACACAUGAUAAAUGUAAAAAAUUAAAAAUAAAAACAAUUACAUUAAUUCCUAUACUUUCCAUGACACUAUAAUGGAUUAUAAAGCAUAUAACUUCUGUAAAUGUUCUGUUUUGUAUAUAAAAAAAAAAAAAAACCCUCAAAGCUAAUUUAAUAUUAAUCUUAUUUUUAUAUAACUAUAUUAAAGAUUUUUAGUUUUGUAACGGGUCUUCCCCCAGAAAUGGUGGAAUGUGGUUUGUUGCCAAAACGAACAAUUUUAAACUAUAAAAGCCACAUUGAAGACAAUUCUUCAACUUUUCUCUAUUUACUUGCAUUUGGGAUCUCCUUGAUCCGCUCACCACAACUCCGUUUAAAAAAACAAACCAAUACUCAAUGAAUGCGUAAACUAACUGCAGCCCAGUCUAUGAAUAAUACAGUCAACUUGCAAAAUAAUUACUUAAGAGCUUUUCAGUAUUUCACAUAUAGAGGUCUGGAGCGCAAGUAAUGGGGCAGAUCUGAUGAUAUUCCCAUUUUUGGAAUUGCUUUAUCACGGUUUAAGAAUGGAUUACCCUGUGCUACUCAAAAUCUGAUAUUUUCAUUAGUAGUUCAGAAGAGCAAGUGAUGCGAACCCAUGCUUUAGCUUUUUGGUAGGUCAACGGUCAUCUAACCAUUAAAGGCCCAUAGGCGAAGUAAUUAUUUGCCUUUCUUGUUGGAAAGUGUAAUUUUAAAAUGUGUUGACUAUAAUUUAUAUGCCACACAAUAAAAAUCAAACAAGUACCAUUUAGUACUAUUUUGACCACUUGGACAUUGCAUUUUUAAUGUCUAUUGCUGCUCCUCUACUUACCUUUAAUUGCUACUCUCAUGAUCCUACAGUCUGAGAAACAACUUGGUAACAUUAAUUAUGCCUUCCUGACUACCGAUUCAGCAUCAUUAAUUGAUAACCAGACAUUACCUGUUUCUGUAGUGAUUUGCAUUAGUGCAUGUCUUGUGUUCACUCCUUUAUUUGACAUCGAUGCUUAAUUAUAGCAUAGGCAGGUUAAAUGAUUAACUGAAUGGCUUGUAUUUGGAUGGGACAGUGACACAUAGGCUUGUGAAUUUUGCAGGGAGCUUUCUAAUAAUCUUGGACUCCCGCAGAUGGAAAUUUGUCAGUUCUUCAAAAGUUAUUAACUAUUUGUCUGGUACAACUAUAACUUCCACUGUCCACUCCUACUACUUUUCUUUCUGGAUUUUAAAAGUACAUUUACAAGUUUCAUGAACAUCUUUCCAAGAUGCAAUACCUCGUUUUAAUUAGCCUUUUAUUCUUUGUGUUUGACUUCUGAAUUACCCAUUGUGGCUUAUUUCCUUUACCUGUUGUGUAGCCGAUUGUUGGCUCCACCGUUAUUAAAAUAUACAAAAGAUUUGUUUAAUAAACAUCAGUAUUAUAAAUCUCAGUUUGUUUACAUAAUUAUGCAGAACUGAUUGUCUCUGACAAUACCUGGAUAUAUGUUUUUUUUGACUCAAGGUUUUUGUAAUGUGCUAGUUAUUUCACAACCUAUUAUCGUGGUUCCUCAGGAUGCAGUGUGCUUUUAUCUUUUUUAACUUUUUUUUUUUUUCUCCCUCUCGCUCUCUAUCCUUUAAACAAAUCUUCCAUUUAACGAUGUAUAAAAGAAAAUGCCCCCAGAUAUUUUCACGUGUUUCUCCUUUUACACCUGUACAGAGGACCACUUAGGAUCUGGUACUACAUCAAUUGCUUUUGUGUAAGUUAUUGCACGUGGUCAAACACAUUGCGUAAUUAGUGUAAUCAAGAAUCCCAUAAUGCAGUGUUAUAUGUCCCAGUCUUAAUGGUGCUACCAUCAUUUACAACAAUGACUGGUUCCAAAUGUCAAAUUAUGGAGACCCAGUAAAGUAAUCUUACCUGUGUUAAGUUGGGACUUAAUUACUCCAUAGGUUUACACAUAUUGCGGCCAUUAGACUAUAGUCUAUGAACUCUUGCUGCCAGAAUAGGUAGGAACAAAAAGUAAUGACUACCCAUCUGGCAAAGUAUGGGGUAUGCCGUUACAGGAGGAGCAGAUGCUACUAUUCUUUUUGUCUGAUAAAAGGGGUCUUUUCAUUAUGCUAAGUAGUCUAUUAAAGGCAGUCAGCUUGUACUAUGUAGGCCAAAAUAGUGAAGUUGGGGGGAAAAUGUAAACUUCCCAGGUUUGCUAAUUUUAAGUUUUUAUUUCCCAACCCAUUGCAGGCCUACAUUUUGCGAGUGCGUUGUCAAGUGGCAACUUGCUGUUUGUUCAACAGAUCCCUUAUGGUUUUUUUUUUUUUUUACUUUUUGUUUAAUGUUUGUUGCACUUUGAACAAGAGGGGUGUUUAGCUGCAUUCUCCAUAAAGCGCAUUCUCUGCGUUAUACUAAAGAUAGCACUUCAGCAGUAUUUCCCUCUCCUUUUAUCACUUGUAUGUAUGUGUACAUUCCCCAAUACCUCUUCAAAACCAGAGAAUGUGCAAUUCUCUGCACUCACAGGCAAAUAUAUAUAUUACUCUUAUUGGGCUAUGAGUACACCUCUUAAAAGUUAAUGCAAAGCUAGGAUUAUAACCUGUUGACACUACAGAAUCUUCCCCUCCUAAGUUCAAACCAAAUAAAUUGCCAAUGUAUCUAUAAUAUAUUGAAAAUAUGUCUUAGUGCAAGUUUUUAUUGGUUAUUGGGAGGGAGCUAAAAAAAUAAAAAAUGGUGAUAUAAAUUUCAAAAUGCAUAGAUGUAGUGACUACGUUGCCAGAGGUGUUUAUUUUUAGAGAAUUCCUUUAUAAAGGCCUGAAAGCAGUUUCUGCUGUUGAGUGCAGACACAUAAAAUGUAUUUGAAACCAUCUCCUUUGUACUGUUUUGUUUGUUUUACACAAUUUACUUCCAGAACACUAAUAUCCCCUGACUGUAAAAAUGAUCUGUAUUUUAAGAUACUGCCUCUGAUGGUGAUUUUUAUAUUAAGUAAAUGUAAAAUAUUUAGACUUUAAACUGUAUUGUGAGAUAUAUCAUUAAACUCUUUAACUAGA